Messenger RNA from Amoebophrya sp. A25, 63040 nucleotides. Lineage: Eukaryota; Dinophyceae; Syndiniales; Amoebophryaceae. The record is from the annotation of a GenBank genome assembly.
CGUAAAGCAAAAACAUCAUAUUGGUCCGUCCAUCCUUAUCCUUUCCACCAAACUGACUCAACAUCACAAACUGACUCAACAUGACAAUCACAAAAUCCUCCAAAAACCUCAUAGCUUUUUUCGAAAGAAAUAAUGUCGUAGAGCGCUCGUUAAUUUUUCUCGUUACUUUUCGACCGUUCACUAUAGUUUGUAGUGUUGAGAGACUCAGAUUUUUAUAGUUUUUUCAUGAUUGUUUGAAAUAUUUGACUAGUAUAUAUUCACUAUCUUCAGAAUCUUAUGAGUAUUUAGGCUUCUUAUCGAGUUUAAUAUCUAUUGUAUCUUCUUCGCUGUCAGUAGGGAUUUCUUGUAUUUGUAAUAAUUCUUGUUAAGAGUUAGAUUAUUCAUUAAAAAAAUUGGAUCAUUUUCGUCGAGUCGUUCUCUAUCCUGUUGUGGUGCUAUUCGUUCCUGUUCUGACAGGCACAACAGUGAUUUGCUUGCUUUCCCGCGUGCACUCGAGCAGGAUGAGCGUUAGAAAGGUACUAGCGAUUGAUGUUGCUAUAAGGCGCAGCUUCAAGAGACCAGCACUGCGUAAGUAGUUUUACCGUAGGCCAAAAGAAUGCAAAUUUCAUGUCUGUUAUUAAUCAUUUCCUAUUUCUCCAUCGUCGAUUCUGAAAAAUCUAACUAUUCUUCUUAUGCUAAACGAAAUAUAAUCCUUUUGUCCCUCUACGACUACAGGUGGUCUUGACUGCUUCGGCGGCCUAGAUGGAGACCGAACCCGGGGAUGGCCCCGGCAGCGCCGGGCCUGCAGUUGCAGGAGGGGCGGGAAUAAAUUUUUUGCAAAUAGGCGGGAGCAGCUCCUCUCGGAGCCGGACGUGGCGGAAGGAUGAUGAGGAAGCCUACAGAAGAACUUCUGAUGAAGAGUGUUCAUCAGUUGCUUCUUGUAGCAGGUCUUCAACUUCUACAGAGCAAACAGCAGAGGAUGUGAAGUCCUGUGAUGUCUUAGGGGGUGGGAGCUUCGACGAAUGUAGUACUAGAAAUAGUCUAGUAGGAAAAAUAGCGUCAUCGCGAGUGAGAAGACGCGAUGGCAGCUUUGGCGACUCCCCAGGGUCAAGAGUAAAAAGAAGAAAAAGGAGAAGGAAACAACAAAAUAGCGCAAGGUGUGGCAGCACCGGUCGCAGUAUGGAGCAAGAUGACGCAGACAAUGAUCAUGAUCAUAGCAGGACUUCUAGUAGCGCGUGGCAGCGCGUGAAAGAAGUAGGAGUUGAAGACCGACGCUGCAGGCGGCGUUGUAGAACAAGCGCUCGUUCUAGAAAAUCGAGCGACAUAGAACAAUGUUCGCGACCACCAGAUCAUGAAGAACAGUGGUCCAAAAAUAGCAAGAACCACAGAACCUCAUUUUCCCAGAAGAACUACUCCCGCAACAACAACAACAACAACAACAACAACAAGAGUUUCUUCUCCUUCCUCCCAACGACCACCAUGACCUUCUAUUUUUUCCUCUAUUCCUUUUUCUACCUCACGGUGACGAACGCCUUCGUGCUGAUUUCCCGAGUGGGGGAAAUUUCCCUGUUGGGUCCCGUAGAUAUUGAUCCUAGGAAUGAGGUGCAACCACAAGUUAGCUUCCGUUUUAACGGGCAGAGAACGUGGAGCAUCUAUAGAAACCCGGGACGUAGUGAGGACGACUUACAGAAAGGCGCUUUGGUCAUUGCGAAGGAAACUUCGGUACUAGCAUAAUUAUAUUAUAAUUUCAAGAUGUUGAAAUUGAAAAUGUACUGUUUGAGACUUGUAGAUUUUGAUUCCUUGAAAGUAAGUGUCGUGUUUCUCUGGACGAGUCUUGCUUGCUUUUGAUCUUGAGAGCGAGAAGCACUCCUAGUUUGUUGGUCGUUGAGAGUAGGAUGUUUUUCUAUCGAGGAGAGACUUCAAAAAUUUCAGUUUUUUUUUAGAGUUGUGAUCCACGCCCAGCAGCAAGAAUUGUAGAAUUAUACUGUUUCCACUUUCUUCAUCUUCUCGUUCACAUUCUCUCUCAUCUUUCCCACCUCUCAUCUUUCCCAUUUUUACCCUCUCAUCUUUCACUCUCGCACAGGUCGACGGCGGCCCCAGUGAGAAGGAGGAUUAUAUCACGCUGAAGAGCAGCGACGAGGAGAUCCUCUUCUGGACUAAACUGAGUGUCACAGACGCGGUGAACCUCGGAAAAAGUCUGUCCGUGAACAGCGACUCUAGACUCGCUGGCAGAACCACUAUUGGCGCUCCGCAAGUCGCGUCUGACACCAGUGCGGGCACCGUGGUGGCGAACAAGCUCUCAGUGGCGCAGGAGACGGUGUUCGGCGACAAGUUGUCAGUCCGACAAAUGGUGAAAUUGGGUUCAAUCUUGUCCGUGUUCGGGGACGGCUUCUUCGGCGCGGGCAUGAGCGUACGACAAUUCGUCAUGUUUGGACACCGACUUUCCGUCUUCAACUUCGUCUCCUUCUCGUCCAGUUUCUCAUUGAGAUACUUCGCACGAUGCGGAUCGAACCUCUCAGUGUUCCACUGGGCACGGUUCGGCAGUGCAAUGUCAGUGUUGGGCUUCACGCAACUGGCGAGUUCCCUGUCCGUGACGGCGUUUACGCGGUUGGGAGGAAAUUUGUCCGUGUUCUGUAAGGGUAUUCUGGGCAGUAGCCACAGUGUGCUAGACUUCGUCUCCAUGGGCAGUUCACUGUCGAUCCGUCAGUACCAACGAUGUGGUAGUUCCUUGUCGAUGUACGGCAUUUCGCGAAUGGGAUCUAUGCUCUCAAUUCUGGACUACAUCAGUUGCGGCAGCACGAUCUCAGUACGUGGUUUUGCGCGAUACGGAAGUAGCAUGAGUGCCUAUGGGCUGUUGAGAAUGGGCAGUGUUCUGUCCCUGCUGGACGUGUGCUACAUCGGCAGUGUUUUUUCGCUCCGAAGUUUCGGUCGUGUAGGAAGUAGCUGCAGUAUCUACGGAGUGACGCGAAUUGGAAGUUCGCUGUCGGUACUCGACUUCGCUUCCAUGGGUAGUGCGCUGAGUUUGCGCGCCUAUUGCCGUAUCGGAAGCGGUGCGUCCUGCUACGGGAUGAUGCGGUUAGGCAGCAACUUAUCGAUCCUAGACUUCGUGCACAUUGGUUCUGCCCUGUCAAUCCGCAGCUACGCACGUAUCGGACUGACCAUGAGUGUCUACGGUCUGGCGCAGUUGGGCUCUACACUGUCGAUUCUGGACUUUGCGCACUUUUCGAGUAGCAUGUCAGUGAGAAACUUCCAGCGAUUGGGCAGCACGAUGAGCCUCUAUGGAAUGGGCUUCUUAGGAUCCGCGAUGUCCGUGUUGGAUUUCGUUUCCUUCGGUAGCUCCAUCACUUGUCGUGCGUUCGCCAGACUGGGAUCGACCUGCUCUGUCUACGGCUUCUCGAAGAUCGGGAGCUCACUGUCCGUGUUGGACUUCUUCAGCAUCGGCAGUAGUAUGAGUUCACGAUCCUUCGCGCGAUUGUCCUCCAGUUGCAGUGUGUUCGGACUGACGAGACUGGGCAGUGGACUCUCCUUGCUGGAUUGCAGCUCGUUGGGCAGCAGCAUGUCUCUGCGGUCCUUUCUGCGUGCUGGGUCGAUCAUCUCCGUGUACGGCAUGACGCGCAUUGGAUCGCUGAUGUCUGUUCUGGACUAUGCUCAUUUCGGCAGCAGCGUUUCGAUCCGCAACUUCGUGCGCGUCGGGAGUUCCACUUCCGUCUUCGGAAACACGCGCGUCGGCAGCUUCGUGUCCGUAGCACAGCAAGGCUACUUCGGGUCCAGUGUGUCGGUGACGACUUUUGUGCGUUUGGGCUCCGCGUUGUCAACUUUCGGUGUAGCGCGGUUUGGAAGCUCAUGCUCGAUUCUCGACUUCACCCACAUUGGAAGUUCGUUGUCGUUGCGCAGCUUCGUGCGUCUGGGAAGUAGUUUCUCAGUGUACGGCUUGACGAGACUGGGAAGUAAUUUGUCGAUCCUGGACUUUGUGAACAUGGGAAGCAGUUUGUCGCUAAAAAGCUACGUGCGUAUCGGUAGUUCGCUUUCCGUCUACGGUGUGGCGUCUCUUGGAUCCGCGUUUUCGAUCCUGGAUUACGCGAGCAUAGGCAGCACGAUCAGCGUCCGAUCCUUGGCUCGGCUAGGAUCCUCCAUGUCGCUGUACGGUCUGUCCAAUUGCGGUUCCAGUCUAUCCGUUUUGGACUUCAUGCAGGCAGGCAGCAGUAUGAGUGUGCGCACGUGCACGAGACUCGGCGUCAUGCUCUCUGUGUUUGGAAUGACGCGCUUCGGCAGCGCUCUGUCGCUGUUGGACUGCGGAAAUAUUGGUUCUGCGACCAGUCUGCGUAGCUUUCAGCGACUGGGCAGUUCGCUUUCCGUCUUCGGAGUAUCAUUCGUCGGCAGCUCAUUGUCCGUCUUAGACUUCGUAGGAUUCGGUAGCGGCGUUUCCGUGCGCACCUUUGUGCGAUUAGGCUCUAGCUGCUCAGUGUACGGCUUCGUGCGACUUGGGUCGGCAAUGUCAGUCUUGGAUAGCACCAACUUCGGAAGCUCAAUGUCUAUCCGACAGUUUUUGCGAGUCGGACGAUCGGUUUCGGCUUACGGACUAGCACGACUGGGCUCCAGCUUGUCCGCCUUGGACUUCGUCACGAUGGGCAGCUCCAUGAGCUUGAGGGCCCUGGUCAGAUACGGCUCAUCAAUGAGUGUCUACGGCGCAGCCAGACUAGGAUCCACGCUCUCAGUCUUGGACUUCGUGCACAUUGGAAGCAGCUUCUCUGCGAGAACGUUUUCGCGGGUCGGGUCCUCACUUUCCGUGUUCGGAGUCGUGCGUUUGGGAUCUGCGAUUUCUGUGCUAGAUUUCUGCACGUUCGGUUCCGGCAUGAGUCUCCGAUCCUACGCACGAUUAGGCAGUUCUAUGUCCUUGUACGGCUUUGCACGGUUUGGAAGCGGCUUCUCAGUGCAAGACAUGGCGUCUCUGGGUAGCUCGUGCUCAGUCCGAAAGCUCGCUCGAUUAGGAUCUUCGCUUUCGUCGUACGGAGUCACGAGAUUGGGCAGCUGCUUGUCCGUGCUGGACUUCGCGCAGAUGGGCAGCAGCAUGUCGUUGCGAAGCUUUGCUCGUAUGGGCAGCAGCAUCUCGCUGUUCGGCUGCGGCCGUAUUGGAUCGAGCAUGUCCGUGUUGGACUUCGCGUGCUUGUCCUCGUGCUGCAGUGUGCGAUCCUUCACCCGAAAAGGAGGAGCACUCUCUGUCUACGGAUUAGGGCUUUGCGGCAGCAACUUCUCGUUGCUAGAUACCAUCACAAUUGGUAGUUCGCUCUCGUGCAGAACUUUCGCACGACUUGGUAGCAGUUGCUCCAUUUACGGAAUCACGCGCAUGGCCUCUGGCCUGUCAAUGCUUGAUUGCGCAUCAGUCGGGAGCUCCUUCUCCGUGUCGCGGUUUGCACGCGUUGGUAGCUCCUUGUCGGUGUUCGGUAUCGCCAGACUCGGAUCCGCAUUGUCCGUAUUGGACUUCGUGUCGCUCUCGUCCGGCGUGUCCAUUCGUGGCGUCGUGCGAUUGGGUUCCACGCUGUCGCUCUACGGCUUAGGACGAUUCGGAAGCGGCAUGUCCAUCCUGGACUUCGCGACCUUCGGUAGCAGCUUCUCCCUGCGAUCCUUGGCUCGUAUGGGAAGCGCAAUGUCGCUCUACGGCGCAGCAAGACUGGGAGGCUCGAUGUCCGUGCUCGACUUCGUGCAUCUAGGAAGUGGAAUGUCCUUGCGAUCCUUCUUCCGGUUGGGCAGCAGUAUGUCGCUUUUCGGCAUCGCGCGAUUUGGAAGUGCGAUUUCCGUUAUCGAUUUCGUGAACUUCGGAUCCGCGUUUAGUAUUCGUAGUUACACCCGCAUUGGAUCCUCCCUGUCCACCUACUACUUGGCACGCAUUGGUAAGGAGCUUUCGGUCCUGGACAGCUCGCAUUUGGGGAGUUCGCUGUCCUUGCGAUGCUACGCGCGAGUGGGAAGCGCACUAUCCGUAUUUGGUCAGGGACGCUGCGGAUCGGCCAUGUCGCUUUUGGACAUGAUGUCGUUGGGCAGCGCAAUGAGCUGUCGCGGAUUCGUCAGGCUCGGGUCGGCACUCUCUAUCUUCGGUGUCGCGCGCUUGGGCUCUAGCUUGUCCUUGCUGGACUUCAUCAGCAUCGGAUCUGCUUUGAGUAUCCGCAUGUUGGGGCGUAUGGGCAGCAGUCUUUCGAUUUACGGAUUCUGCAAGUGCGGUAGUAGCGUGUCAGUCCUGGACUACAUCUCCUUCGGCAGCUCAUUGUCUGUGAGAAACUGCGCAAGACUAGGAAGCUCAUUGUCAGUCUACGGAUCCAGCCGACUGGGAUCAGCGUUGUCAGUCCUCGACUACGUGAUCCUUUCUAGUGCCUUUUCGUGCCGCAGCUUCUUGCGACUAGGUUCUAGUCUCUCGACCUUCGGCGUUCACCGUCUAGGAUCAAGUCUGAGCACUCUGGACUAUAUCGCAUUCGGAAGUUCGCUGUCCCUCCGAUCCUUUGGCCGUCUCGGUUCGAGUCUGUCCGUCUACGGUCUUAGCCGACUUGGCAGCAGCUUUUCGCUUACCGACUACGCACACAUGGGCAGCAGCUUCAGUCUGCGAUCGUUCGCACGACUUGGAUCCACAUGCUCCCUGUACAGUUUCGGCAUGUUGGGUUCCAGUCUGUCGCUGCUCGACUACGCGUCCUUCGGCAGUGCCAUUUCGAUCAGGAACUUCUCUCGUGCAGGCUCCUGUAUGUCGCUCUACGGCAUCGGGCUUCUGGGAAGCGCCAUGUCCGUCCUGGACUACGUGAGCAUCGGAAGUAGUAUCUCUUUCCGUUCCUUCGCACGUAUGGGAAGCGCAUUUAGCGUUUACGGAAUCACCCGGUGCGGCAGCAGCGUCUCCGUUCUAGACUACAUCGAACUCGGCUCGUCUCUGUCGAUUCGUUCCUACACGCGAGUUGGUUCCACGAUCUCCGUGUUUGGUGUGAUGAGACUUGGUAGCGCCUUUUCCAUCUUGGAUUGGUGCAUGUUCGGUAGUAGUUUGAGUCUCAAGUCCUUCAGUCGAUUCGGAUCCAAGCUAUCCGUGUACGGCGUGUCGCGAUUGGGAUCUUCGAUCUCCAUUCUCGCGUUUUACACUUUGGGCAGCAGCAUGAGUGUCCGGUCUUUCUGCCGAUACGGGUCCGCUUUGUCGGUCUACGGAAUGUCGCGGUUAGGAUCUGCGCUUUCCGUCCUCGACUUCGCGCACAUGGGUAGCACUGUUUCCCUGACCUCCUUUGCGCGUCUCGGAUCGGGUAUGUCGAUCUACGGUUUGGCCAGGUUUGGAUCGUCGCUGUCCGUAUUGGAUUACACCAGCAUUGGUAGCGCACUCUCCAUGCGAACGUUCACGCGAUUCGGUAGCAGCUUUUCGCUCUACGGAAUGGGACAGCUAGGUUCUUGUCUAUCGACAUUGGAUUUCGUGCACUUAGGUUCGUGCGCAUCCGUCCGUGCUCUAUCCAGACUAGGCAGAAAUUUAUCCGUCUACGGAUUAACGCUUCUUGGUUCCUCGAUUUCCGUUUUAAAUUACGUGGCAAUGGGCAGCGGCUUGUCCGUGCGUUCGUUUCUACGAGCAGGAAGCGCCACCUCGAUCUAUGGUAUUGCGCGUCUCGGUUCCGCAGUUUCGUGUCUUGACUACGUCAGCUUCGGUUCCGCCAUUUCCGUCAAGUCGUUCUGCCGCUUCGGUAGUGGAUUGAGUGUGUACGGAACUGCGAGAAUGGGAUCCGCUUUUUCGAUCUUGGAUUUCCUCCAUCUCGGCUCCUCACUCUCAAUGCGGAGUUACACGAGGUUAGGAUCCAGUUUCUCGGUCUACGGAUACGUCAAACUAGGCAGUUCCUGCUCAGUCUUGGACUACGUCUUCGCGGGCAGCAGUCUUUCUUUGCGAAGUUACGUGUACUUCGGCAGCAGUCUGUCAGCCUACGGUGCCCUGAACAUGUGCUCAAGUCUGUCGAUCCGUAGUUUCGUCCGCUGCGGUUCCAGCUGCUCCGUCUACGGUAUCGCACGACUCGGAUCUAGCGUCUCCAUCUUGGACUACGUCUCACUAGGAAGUUCGCUUUCGAUGAGGAGUUACACGCGCUUGUCGAGUUCCAUUUCGGUGUACGGAACAACCAGAUUAGGGUCUGCGUUGUCUGUUCUCGAUUACGUCCACUUCGGUUCCGAUCUGUCGUUGCGUUCCUUCCUGCGGCUCGGCAGCACGAUUUCCGCAAUGGGCUUGUGCCGCCUGGGUUCAGUUUUGUCCCUCGUGGACUUCGUGAACUUCGGUUCCAGUUUGUCGUGCCGAUCCAUGUGCCGAUUGGGUAGUUCGCUGUCCGUGUACGGAAUGGCGCGCUUGGGGUCCAACGUGAGUAUCCUGGACUACGUAAACUUCGGUAGUGCCAUGUCGCUGCGUGGCUUCUACCGAAUGGGCAGUGCGCUCUCCGUCUACGGACUAUCCCGUAUCAGCUCAGCAAUGUCUGUUCUAGACUUUGUCAGCAUCGGAAGUUCGCUCUCGACCCGCAGCUUUACGCGAGUGGGCAGCGCGAUGUCCACCUACGGCCUGAUGACAUUGGGGAGUUCCGUGUCCGUGUUGGACUACUUCUCCUUGGGAAGCAGCAUCUCUAUUCGGAGCUAUUGCAGGUGCGGCUCGUCGUUGUCCGUUUACGGUACGAUACAGAUCGGCAGUGCUCUGUCUAUUUUGGACACAGCGUGCGUCGGGAGCUCGCUGAGUAUCCGCAACUUCAUUCGGCUGGGAAGCUCUCUGUCCGUCUACGGCGUGACGCGUCUAGGAAGCAGUUGCUCCGUGUUGGACUUCGUGUCAAUCGGCUCGACCAUUUCGGUGCGCAGUUUCGCACGACUCGGAUCCAGUCUUUCCGUCUACCAGAUGCUGCAACUAGGAAGCGGCAUUUCAAUGCUGGACUUCGUCUCUCUCGGCAGCACGUUGUCGAUUCGUUCGUUUACACGAUUAGGCUCUGCCACCUCCGUUUUCGGCAUCUCCAAGAUGGGCAGUUCUCUAUCGGUGUUGGACUUCAUUACACUGGGCAGUUCGCUCAGCAUGCGGUCGAUGGCGCGGCUCGGAUCGGCGCUGUCCGUCUACGGAGUGAGCUACUUGGGAAGCACAAUGUCCUUGCUGGACUUCGUAAGCUUCGGAUCCGCGAUUUCAGUGCGCUCUUUCGCGCGAAUGGGCAGUUCUAUGUCGAUCUUCGGAAUCGUCCGAAUGGGCUCUCAGGUCUCGAUAUUGGACAUGUGCUCGCUCGGAAGCAGUUUUUCGUUGCGGUCCAUGAUGCGCUUUGGAUCUACUUUGUCCGUGUACGGCAUGACCCGAUUCGGCUCCAUGAUGUCCAUCUUGGACAUGUUCCAUUUGGGCAGCGCGAUGUCAGUGCGAACGAUCAUGCGCUUAGGCAGUUCUACAUCGCUGUUCGGACUUGGACGAUUAGGCAGCACUUUAUCGAUCCUCGACAUUGUCGGCAUUGCUAGUUCGCUGUCCGUGCGAUCGUUCCACCGCAUCGGAUCGAGCCUCUCCGUUUUCGGUGUGGCGAGAUGCGGAUCAUCGCUUUCCGUUUUGGACUACGUGCUUCUCGGAUCGAACUUGUCAGUCCGCUCCUUCUCGCGUAUCGGAUCUAGUAUGUCGAUCUGCGGGUUGGCAAGACUCGGAUCGUCGCUGUCCGUGUUGGACGUCAUCUCCCUUGGGAGCGCGUUUUCGACACGACGCUUCUUUCGUCUCGGCAGCACGAUGAGUGUCUACGGUUUGACCACCUUCGGAUCCUCACUCUCCGUGUUGGACAGCGUGCAACUCGGCAGCGGCUUGUCCGUACGAACGUUCCUGCGUGUGGGCAGCGCACUGUCGCUGUACGGCCUGUCGCGAUUGGGAAGCAGUUUCUCAGUGUUGGAUGCCAUCUACGCUGGUUCUACACUGUCGCUGCGUUCCGUCAUGCGAUUCGGUUCCUCCGUCUCCGUUUUCGGAUUGACGCGUUUGGGAAGCACAUUGUCGAUUCUCGACACAGUCUCAGUUGGCAGCACCCUUUCUCUGCGCUCUUACGCACGCAUCGGAAGCACAUGCUCCAUCUACGGCAUGUGCUUGCUCGGAAGCAGCGUCUCCAUUGUGGACGCGUUCUUGCUGGGUUCCAGCAUGAGUCUGCGUUCCUUCUCGAAGCUUGGAUCUUCGGUUUCGCUCUACGGCAUCGCCAGCAUGGGUAGCAGCAUCAGUUUGUUGGACUACGUGCACAUUGGUUCUGUUCUCAGUUGCCGAAACGUGAUGAGACUGGGCUCUACGUUGUCCAUCUACGGAAUCACGCGAUUGGCUAGUUCUCUCUCUAUCCUAGACACGGGAUACGUGGGCAGCACGUGCUCUCUGCGUAGCUUCAUGCGGUUGGGCAGUGCCUGUUCUUUGUACGGCAUUGCACGAGUCGGAAGUUCGAUGUCAAUCCUCGAUUUCGCGAUGAUCGGAUCAAGUCUCAGUAUCCGUUCCUUGUCGCGAUUCGGCAGCAGUUACUCCGUCUUCGGUGCGGUCCUCUUGGGAAGUAGCUUUUCCUUGUUGGACUUCGCGCACUUCGGUAGUAGUAUCUCCAUGCGUGGCUGCUCGCGUCUCGGUAGCGCGUGCUCCGUGUACGGAAUGACCCGUAUUGGUUCUCAACUGUCGAUUUUGAACUACGCAAACUUCGGUAGUGCGCUCUCUAUGCGUUCUUUCGUGCGCAUCGGGUCCAGUUACUCAGUCUACGGUCUGGUCCGAUUCGGAUCCAGUCUUUCCGUCUUGGACCGAGUCAGCCUGGGAAGUUCGUUCUCGUUGCGAACGAUGAUGCGAUUGGGCUCUAGUGUGUCCAUUUUCGGUAUCACCAAGUUGGGUUCCAGCGUCUCCAUUUUGGACUACGUGUCCUGCGGUAGCAGUCUGAGCACACGCGGGUUCGGCCGUCUUGGCAGCGCAGCCUCCAUCUACGGCAUGUGCCGCUUGGGCAGUCAGCUGUCUGUGCUCGACUUCAUCAACUUCGGGAGCAGCUGCAGUUUCCGCGGCUUCAUGCGUCUGGGCAGCUCGAUCUCGAUGUACGGUUACGCUUCCCUAGGUUCAGCUUUGUCUGCACUAGAUUUCGUGCACAUGGGCAGCAGCUUGAGUCUCCGAUCCUUCGCGCGACUCGGUAGCUCGCUUUCCGUCUACGGGUGCAGCUACUUGGGAAGCAGCGUUUCCGUGCUCGACAUGCUGCAGAUCGGAAGUUCGCUCUCCGUGCGUUCCUACAUGCGCUUGGGCAGCAGUUACUCCGUCUACGGCAUCGUCCAGAUGGGGAGUUGCAUCUCGCUUCUAGAUGCUUCGUCCUUAGGCAGUUCGCUCUCUCUCCGCAGCUUCUGCCGCAUGGGCAGUUCUUUGUCGCUCUACGGAAUCUGUAAGUUGGGAACGUCUCUGUCCACGGUGGACUACAUCACGACUGGUUCAGCGUUCUCUGUGCGUUCCUUCUGCCGCGUCGGAUCUAGUCUCUCCGCGUACGGAACCAUCCGCUGCGGCAGUCAGUACUCACUGCUGGACUUCGCAUCGCUGGGCAGCUCACUGUCGCUGUGCAGCUUUGCACGCUUCGGUUCGAGCUACAGCGUUUACGGAACAGUCCGUCUCGGCAGCCAAUUUUCCCUCCUAGACAGCGCGUUCUUGGGCUCUAGCUUCUCGACGCGUAGCUACGCACGAUUUGGCAGCAAGAUCUCGGUCUACGGAUGUCACAGACUCGGAUCGUCCUUGUCCGUCUUGGAUUUCGUGCAAGUGGGAUCGAACUUGUCGUUCCGUAGUUUCUGCCGUAUGGGCAGCAACGCGUCCUUCUUCGGAAUGGCCUUGUUAGGAAGCAUGGUCUCUGUCCUCGACUACGGUUUCUUCACCUCGUCGCUCUCCGUGCGUAUGUACUCGCGUAUCGGAAACGGCUUGUCCGUGUACGGCUUAGCCAGGCUAGGUUCCGCUUUGUCCGUGCUGGAUUACAUCAUGCUGGGCAGUGGGUGUUCGAUCCGCAGCUUCACGCGUAUCGGGAGCAGCAUCUCCGUUUUUGGCGCGACGAAGUUGGGCAGCAAUUUAUCGGCGCUGGACUUCUUCAUCCUGGGUUCGAGCAUGUCGCUGCGUAACUUCUACAGAUCCGGCAGUGGCUGUUCCGUCUACGGAUUCUGCAAGUUGGGAUCAUCGAAUUCCAUUUUGGACUUCAUCAACGUCGGUAGCUGCUUGAGUUUGCGGAUGUUCUCCAGGCUAGGUAGCAGCUUCUCGCUGUACGGCAUCACGAAGAUGGGAUCCUCGCUUUCUGUACUCGACAGCUGCGCCAUCGGCUCUUGCUUGUCCGUACGAACGUUCACGCGUCUUGGCAGCAGCUUGUCGCUGUUCGGCAUGUCCAGACUAGGCUCCGUGCUGUCGGUUUUGGACACCGUGAUGGUCGGCAGUUCCUUGAGCGUCCGCAGCUUCGUGCGGCUGGGCAGCUCGCUGUCGGUCUUCGGUGCCACACGAUUGGGCAGCAUGAUGUCAGUGCUCGACUUCAUCAACUUCGGCAGCACGACGUCUUUGCGAAACUUCAUCCGACUGGGCAGCUCUUGCUCUGUCUUCGGGGUCACACACCUCGCGAGCGGCAUGUCCGUGUUGGAUUACCUAGCACUAGGAUCCGCGAUCUCUGUGAGAAACUACGCUCGUGUUGGCUCUACGUGCUCCGUGUACGGCAUGGUGCGCUUCGGCAGCUCAAUGUCUCUUCUGGACAUGUUGCAGAUCGGCUCUGCAUUGAGUCUUCGUAAUUGGUGCCGAUUGGGCAGCUCUUGCAGCGUCUACGGCAUUUGUCGCACAGGUUCCUGCAUCAGUCUGCUGGACUUCGCGCACUUCGGAAGCUCGAUUUCUCUCCGUAGCUACGGCCGACUCGGAAGCGCGCUCUCCGUCUACGGCAUGUCUCGAUGCGGGAGCAGCUUUUCUCUGCUAGACUUCGCGCACUUCGGCAGUGGCAUGUCGCUUAGAAACUUCCUGCGCCUCGGAAGCUCGCUGUCAGUCUACGGAGUGACAAGAGUGGGAUCCAACUUCUCGAUCUUGGACUUCCUCACGCUUGGUAGCGGAAUUUCUCUGCGAAACUUCCUCAGACUCGGAAGUUCGAUUUCGAUUUUCGGACUCACGCGAAUGGGCUCCAGUCUUUCGACCCUAGACCUCGUGAACCUGGGAUCGAGUAUGUCCUUGCGUAGCUUUUCGCGCCUCGGAUCGUCCCUGAGUGUCUUCGGCAUGUGCCGCUUGGGCAGUUGCUUCUCAAUCUUAGAUACUACGCAGAUCGGCAGUUCAAUUUCAGUGCGCAACUUCGCUCGAUUGGGCUCCAGCUUGUCGGUCUUCGGCAUGGCAAGGCUAGGAUCCUCUCUGUCCUUGAUCGACACAGUAGCGAUUGGCAGCUCUUUGUCUGCCAGGUCGUUUGCGCGCUAUGGAAGCUCCAUGAGCGUGUACGGCAUGGUCCGUCUCGGCAGCUGCUUUUCAGUUCUAGAUGCAACGCAACUGGCGAGUUCGAUGUCAUUGCGCUCGUGGGCGCGAUUGGGCAGUUCUUUGAGCGUCUUCGGCAUCGCACGUCUGGGCAGUCAACUCAGUGUCUUGGACUGCGUCGAAGUUGGAUCGAACUUGAGUAUCCGUAAUUUUGCGAGACUCGGCAGCUCCUUGAGUAUCUUUGGCAUGACGCGAAUUGGCAGUUGUAUGUCGCUUUUGGACAUGCUCACUUUGGGCAGCUCAUUUUCCGUGCGUAACUUGGCUAGACUCGGUAGCAGUUGCAGUGUCUACGGCAUCGUGCGCUUCGCCAGUUGCUGCUCGAUCCUUGAUGCGGUCCAACUAGGUUCGACGCUGUCGAUGCGCAACUGGUGCAGACUAGGAUCGUCGCUGUCGGUCUACGGCAUGUGUCGAAUGGGCUCCCAAAUGUCGCUCUUGGACAUGCUGACCUUAGGCAGCAGCGUGUCUCUGCGCAAAAUGUGCCGUCUCGGCAGCUCCCUGUCCGUCUACGGUAUGUUCCGAUGCGCCAGCAACAUCAGUUUGCUGGACUUCAUGCACAUUGGCAGCAGUUUGAGUGUGCGGUCGUACAUGCGGUUGGGCUCUUCCGUCAGUGUCUUCGGCAUCACACAUCUGGCGAGCAACGUAUCCUUGCUCGACUGCCUGCAGCUCGGCAGCUGUCUCUCCGUUCGCACGUUCACGCGCCUCGGAAGCUCCGUCUCCGUCUACGGCAUCGGAAACUACGGUAGCGCGAUGUCGGUCUUGGACUUCGUGCACCUCGGCUCGGCUCUGAGUGUGCGCAGCUCCUGCCGUCUGGGCAGCACACUGUCGGUGUACGGAACCACACGAUUGGGCAGCAGCUGCUCUCUUCUGGACUUGCUGCACGUGGGAUCCUGCAUCUCUCUUCGCAGUUGGGCCAGAGUUGGAAGCUCGAUGAGCGUCUACGGCAUGACGCGCAUCGGCAGUGGCGUCACUUGUUUGGACUUUGCGCACCUCGGAAGUUCGCUGUCCGUCCGAAGUUGGGCACGACUGGGCUCCAGCAUGAGCGUGUUCGGACUGGCCCGCAUCGGCUCUUGCAUAUCCGUGUUGGACACCACGCAGCUCGGCUCGUCCUUCAGCGUGCGUUCGUAUGCGCGACUGGGAUCAAGCUUGAGCGUGUUUGGCGUCGCCCGGUUGGGUUCGUACAUGUCGGUGUUGGACUCAGUCCAGCUGGGUUCUACGCUGAGUGUGCGCUCCUUCUCGCGCUUGGGUAGCUCAUUGUCCGUCUUCGGCAUCGUGCACUUCGGCAGCAACUUGUCGGUGCUCGACUACCUGCAGUUGGGCAGCAGCUUCUCCGUGCGCAGCUACGCCAGACUGGGCAGCUCAUUGAGCGUGUUCGGCAUGACGCGUUUGGGCAGCCAGAUCAGUCUCUUAGACACCUUGCAACUCGGUUCUAGCAUCAGCAUGCGCUACUUCUUGCGCCUCGGCUCUUCCCUCAGUGUCUUCGGCAUGACGCGCUUGGGCAGCAAUCUAUCUGUCCUUGACCAACUGCAGCUGGGAAGCUCGCUCUCUUGCCGCUACUUCACGCGUCUUGGAUCCUCUUUGAGCGUGUUUGGCACCGUGCAGAUGGGCUCAAACUUGAGCGUCCUGGAUUACUUCCAACUCGGCUCUAGUUUUUCGAUCCGCAACUGCAUGCGCAUUGGCAGCUCACUCUCUCUUUACGGUAUUGCGCAGUUCGGCAGCUCUUUGAGCUUGCUCGACACCAUCCAUCUCGGAAGCUGCUUGUCCCUCCGCAGCUUCAUCCGUUUGGGCAGCAACCUCACAGUUUGCAGCCGAGUGAACUUCGGAAGCAGCAUGAGUGUUUUGGAGUACUUGAAGCUCGGAAGCUCGCUCUCACUCCGCAACUACUUGCGUAUUGGGAGCUCGUUAUCCGUGAUUGAGCAAGUGCGCAUGGGCCAUCAGCUCUCAGUCUUGGACAACCUGCAACUCGGAAGCGUCUUUUCGCUCCGCAACUUCUGCAGAGUUGGAUCGACGCUGUCCGUCUUCGGAACCUUCCGCUUGGGAACGAGUCUUUCCGUUUUGGACAGCGUCGCUUUCGGCAGUUCGCUUUCGGUGCGGUCCUUCGCCAGAUUCGGGUCCACAGCCAGCGUUUAUGGAUGCACACUGCUAGGGUCCAAUCUGUCGGUCCUCGACAUCAUCAAUAUCGGAUCGAGUCUGUCCUUGAGGAGCUACUUCAGGAUGGGAAGCGCAAUCAGCGUCAUCUCCAAGCAGACUCUAGGUAGCACCUUGAGUGUCCUAGAUUGGUUGCAGCUCGGCAGCGCUAUGAGCGUCCGCACCCACAUGCGGUUCGGCAGCAGCUGCAGCGUCUACGGCAUGAUGCGUUUUGGCUCUGCUGUCUCGCUGUUGGACAUCAUGAACUUGGGCUCGACACUGUCUUUGCGUGCGAUGUUGCGUCUGGGCAGCACGGUCAGCGUCUAUGACCAGUGCCGCUUCGGAUCCUCCGUCAGCGUCCUCGACUUCGUGAUGUGCGGCACGUCUCUCUCGCUGCGUCAGUUCCUGCGAGUCGGCAGCAACUUGAGCGUCAUCGGCCGUGUCCGUUUAGCCAGCACGGUUUCCGUGUUCGACUACCUGAACCUCGGAAGCUGCCUGUCUACUCGCAACUUCGCUCGCUUGGGCUCCGGCUUGAGCGUCUUUGGAGUGCAGAGACUGGGAUCGGCUUUGAGUGUACUGGACUACGUGAACUUCGGAAGCAGCAUCAGCAUGCGCCACAUGUUCCGCAUCGGCAGCUCUCUGUCCGUGUUCGAGUGGAUGCGUGCAGGAAGCUCUCUGUCCGUUCUUGACAGCGUCCAUCUUGGUUCCGCUUUCUCAUUGCGCUCAUAUUUGCGUCUUGGAUCUAACUUGAGUGUGAUGAGCUACGUUCGCUUGGGCACGAGCGCUAGUGUUCUGGACAGGCUGCACUUGGGCAGCACUUUGAGCUUGCGCUCGUACAUGCGAUUUGGAUCCAGCCUUUCGGUGUUCGAUCGCGUUCGCAUGGGCUCUUGCCUCUCCGUUCUGGACUACCUGCAGCAGGGAAGCUCCUUGUCGGUUAGGCAGUUCCUGCGGUCCGGAAGCUGCUUGUCCAUCUUCGGUCGCACGAUGUGCGGAAGCAGCAUUUCCGUGCUUGACUUCGCGGCCCUCGGUAGUUCGUCAUCGCUGCGCCACUACCUGAGAUUAGGUUCCACCCUAAGUGUCUUCUCAUGGACUCGUUGCGGCAGCGUAGUUUCAGUGCUCGAUUGCCUGCACCUGGGCAGUUGCUUGAGUCUGCGGCACGUGAGCCGAUUCGGAUCGAACAUCUCCGUGUUCUCCAAGACCACUUUGGGAAGCACGCUGUCGAUCCUCGACUACCUGCAGCUCGCAAGCUCUCUGUCGAUUAGGAACUACUUCCGAUUGGGCAGCGCUUUCAGCGUCUUCCAGCCAACGAGGUGCGGAAGCACGGUGAGCAUCAUCGACUUCGUGCAGCUAGGAAGCAGCGUCAGUCUGCGCCACUACAUGCGCUUUGGCAGUGCUAUCUCAGUCCUCAGUAAGGCUACUCUGGGCAGCACCUUGUCCGUCCUGGACUACGUGAACAUUGGCAGCAGCAUUUCUCUCCGAAACUACUCGAGACUCGGAAGUGCCAUCUCGCUUUUCACGACCGUAGGUUUGGGCAGCUGUUUGUCUGUCCUGGACACGCUGCAGCUGGGCUCCUGUUUGUCACUGCGAUCGAUGAUCCGUCUAGGCUCGUCCUUCAGCGUCUACGGAAUUUCGCGUUGCGGAUCGCAGAUCAGCGUCCUCGACUUCGUCACCUUCGGAAGUUCGCUUUCUUUGAGACGAUUCUCCAAGAUGGGCAGCAACGUCAGUGUCAUGUCCUAUCUACGAACGGGAUCCAGCACUAGCCUGCUCGACUUCGCCAUGUUCGGUUCCAGCAUCAGUCUGCGCAGCUUCAUCAGACUCGGCAGUAUUGCAAGUGUGAUGAACUGGGUGCGAUUUGGAUCCAACCUUUCGGUGCUCGAGUUCUCGACGCUCGGCAGCAGUAUGAGCCUCCGCAAGUACAUGCGACUAGGCUCUGUGCUGUCUGUGUACCGACCGGUCAAGCUGGGCAGCUGCUUAUCGGUGCUGGACAUCGCAACCUUGGGCUCUUCUUGUAGUACGCGGUCGUUUGCUCGUCUGGGAUCGACUUUGUCGGUCUACGGCGUCACGCGCUUCGGCAGCAUGCUUAGUGUGCUGGACAGCGUCACCUUAGGCUCUUCGCUGUCUCUGCGUCACUACGCACGUUUGGGAAGCUGUCUCAGUGUGUACUCAUACACCAGAUGCGGCAGCAACAUCAGUCUCCUGGACCAAGUCCAGAUCGGAAGUGCUUUGAGUCUCCGUUCCUACUGCCGCUUUGGUAGUAGCUUGAGCGUCUACGGCAUGGUCAGGUUUGGAAGUUCGAUGAGUGUAUUGGACUACCUGACCUUGGGAAGCUCCGUCAGUCUGCGCCACGUCAGCCGUUGUGGCAGCGCCAUUUCAGUGAUGUCGAUGGUCCGCUUCGGCUCGCUCUUGUCGUGCUUGGAUCAGACCAUGCUCGGAAGCUCACUCAGCUUGCGUAGCUACAUUAGACUCGGAAGCUCACUGUCUGUUUUGGAGACCGUACGACUCGGAUCUUCGUUGACCGUCCUCGAUAUGGUAAACCUAGGUUCUUCGCUCUCGCUUCGUGCCGUCUCGCGUAUGGGAUCCCGACUUUCGGUCUUUGGACGAACGAAUCUUGGACGUGAGACCAGCGUUUUGGAUCAUCUCCAACUCGGUUCUAUGCUCUCCGUGCGAUCCUACUGCCGCCUUGGUAGCAGUUACUCCGUGUACGGAAUGGUGCGACUGGGAAGCAUGAUCUCCAUGUUGGACAACGUGCAUGUGGGCAGCAGCCUGUCUCUUCGACAUUUCGCGCGUGUAGGCAGCGCCAUUUCCAUCUUCUCCAAAGUACAGUUCGGUAGCAACAUGAGCGUCUUGGACUUUGCGAACUUUGGCAGCUCUAUGAGCCUGCGCCACUUUUUGCGUCUAGGAUCGGUUUUGUCCGUGUUCCGGCCCAUGAAGUGCGGAUCUUGUAUGAGCGUUUUGGACAUGUUCCAGAUGGGCAGCUCUCUGUCGGCACGUAGCUUUGCGCGCCUGGGAAGCAGCCUUAGCGUGUUUGGCAUGUCGCGUCUGGGAUCUUGCAUGAGUGUUCUCGAUGCGAUCUAUCUAGGAUCCAGCCUGAGCACUCGUUGCUUCACGCGUGUGGGCUCCAGUCUGUCGGUCUUUGGCAUGGCGCGAAUGGGCAGUUCAUUGAGCAUGCUCGACUUCGUGCUCGUCGGAAGCUCGAUGUCCACGCGCUCCUUCGCACGUCUCGGCAGCGCUGCCAGCGUCUAUGGCAUGAUGCGCUUGGGGAGCUGCCUCUCGAUUCUUGACACCACAAGCAUUGGAAGCAGCGUCAGCAUUCGAACCUUCGCUCGUCUGGGCAGCAGCCUCAGCGUAUUCGGCAUGACGCGCUUCGGAAGCAACUUGUCCGUCCUAGACUGCUUCCACCUGGGCAGUGCCAUCUCGGUGCGCAACGUGGUCAGAUUCGGCAGCACGCUGUCGGUAUACGGUUUCACAAGACUUGGCUCUACCCUGUCUGUCCUAGACUCGCUCUGCAUGUCCAGCACUCUAUCGUGCCGCACCUUCGCGCGAUUGGGCAGCACAAUCUCUGUCUACGGAACUACUCGUCUCGGAAGUUGCUUCAGUCUCCUCGACGCAUUCCAUUUGGGCAGUGCAAUGAGCGUCCGCAGCUUCUGCCGACUCGGCAGUUCCUUAUCCGUAUUCGGAAUUGUGCAGUUGGCAUCCAGCCUUUCGGUCCUGGACUUCCUGCAUUUGGGAAGCGCGUUGAGCUUGCGCAACGUCGCUCGCUUGGGCAGCAGCUUGAGCGUCUUCGGCAUUGUGCGACUCGGAUCCCAGCUGUCGAUCCUCGACGCGGUCUUCCUGGGCAGCGCUUUCAGCUUGCGUGGCUUCGCCCGAUUCGGCAGCAGCGUUUCCGUGUACGGCACCUCGCGUCUUGGAAGCUGCUUGUCCGUCUUGGACUUCAUCACGUUUGGUAGCAGCAUGUCUCUACGAAGCUUUUCGCGCUUAGGAUCCAGCGUCUCCGUCUUCGGCGUGUCCCAACUGGGCAGUCAGUUGAGCGUCUUGGACUUCCUGAGCUUAGGGUCCUCCUGCUCGUUGCGUUCCUUCUCGCGCCUUGGCAGCUCGAUCUCUGUGUUCGGAUUUUGCCGCGUCGGAAGCACGUUGUCUGUCUUGGACGCGUGCCACGUCGGAAGCGCCUUGUCUCUGCGACACUACCUGCGCGUGGGCAGCUCGCUCUCCAUGUGCGGCAACAUCGCACGCUUCUCGGCCCGUGCCAGCAUCAUGGACUUCACGUGCCUGGCAUCGAGUAUGAGUCUCCGCAACUACCUGCGCUUAGGAAGCAGCCUUUCCGCAGUCUGCGCAACACGAUUUGGAAGCUGCAUGUCUGUUUUGGACUACUUGUGCUUGGGAUCCAGUGUUAGCUUGCGUCAGUACUGCCGACUCGGCAGUUCGCUCAGCGUCGUGAAGGAGGCACGCUUCGGCGAUAACCUGUCGGUUCUGUCCUUCGUCCACCUGGGCAGCUCGAUUUCGUGCCGCAACUUCUUCCGCAUGGGCUCCGCGAUGUCGGUCUUCGGCCAAUCUAGGGCCGGGAGCAACCUCUCAAUCCUAGACCGCGUAGAACUAGGCUCUACACUCUCCUUGCGUAACUACUUGCGCGUCGGAUCUACGAUGAGCGUGGUGCAAGCAGUGCGUUUCGGCGCAGCGAUGUCGCUCUUGGACUACCUGAACCUGGGUUCUUCCGUCUCCAUGCGGCAGUACUUACGCUUGUCGAGCGCCGUGAGCGUGAUGUGCGAAACGAAACUCGGACACUUCAUGUCUGUGCUCAACUACGCGCACUUCGGCAGCUCGGUCUCACUGCGUUCGUACUUGCGACUUGGCAGCACGCUGAGUUCCUACGGUGAUGUGCGUCUCUCAGAGUCCUGCAGCGUCAUCGGACACUGCCACAUCGGCAGCUCGCUCUCGGUGCGUUCCUACGUGCGCUUGGGGAGCGGCUUGAGCGUCUUCGGCAACUGCCGUGCGGGCAGCUCGGUUUCGGUGCUCUCGUUCCUGAACUUGGGCUCCAGUUUGAGCGUCCGUCAAUACUCCCGGUUGGGCUCCGCCACCAGUGUCUUUGGCCAGAUCCGCUUGGGCAGCAACAUGUCCGUGCUGAAGUUCUCGCAGUACGGUUCGUCUCUGUCCUUGCGACAGUACGCAAGAUUUGGAUCCGCGAUCUCGAUCUACAGCCAGUGCCAAUUCGGCUCAUGCCUGUCCACCUGUGACGCAAACUCGUUUGGCAGCGUCUGCUCGUUGCGCAGCUUUUCCCGCAUGGGAUCGACGCUGAGUAUCAUGGCCGCAACACGUUUUGGACUGUGCGCUUCGAUCCUGGAUGUUCUGGAGCUUGGCAGCAGCUUGUCGUUGCGAAACUUCAUCCGUCUCGGAAGCACCAUGAGCGUGAUGAGCCAGAUGCGAUUGGGCAGCGCUUUGAGCGUCCUGGACGCGGUGUAUCUGGGCAGCUCGGUGAGUCUGCGAUCCAUGUUCCGCAUGGGCAGCACUGUGAGUUGCUACGGCUUGAUGAGCAUGGGCAGCACCAUGUCGUUACUUGACUGCGCUAGCGUCGGCAGCAGUCUGAGUGUUCGCAGCUUCCAGCGUCUGGGCUCGACCUUGUCGGUGUACGGACGUGUAGAUGCACGUGACGAGAUCUACCUGGGCAACGUGCGUGUCGGUUCCGGCUUGUCUGUGCGCAGCUUCCUGCGUAUGGGCAGCGCUGUGAGUAUCUACGGCAUGACGCGCAUGGGCAGCGUCUUGUCUCUCCUCGAUUGCGCUUUGCUCGGUUCGUGCCUGAGUCUCCGCAGCUUCGCUCGUGGUGGCAGCAGCGUUUCGAUCUUCAGCUCAGUGCGAUUGGGCAGCAGCUUCUCUGUGUUGCAACACAUGUUCACCGGAAGCACUUUGUCGAUUCGUGCUUGCGCUCGAUUCGGUUCCGCACUCAGCGUGUUGACCCGAGUCACACUCGGCAGCUUGGUGUCUGUGCUCGACUGCCUGACACUCGGUUCCACGGUGUCGACGCGCAGCUUCGCUCGCCUCGGCAGCACUUUGAGCGUCUACGGCUUGUCGCGUCUCGGUUCUGCUGCCAGUGUCCUGGACUAUGUCAGCGUCGGAUCGAGCAUGAGUCUUCGUGGCUUCGCACGUCUAGGCAGUGCGAUCUCCAUCUUCGGCACCUUCCGUGCGGGUAGCACCCUGUCUGUGCUGAUGCAAGUCAGCAUUGGAAGCUCUAUGAGCGUCCGCAGCUUCGCUCGUCUGGGGUCCUCUCUGUCAGUGUUCGGGCUGGGUCGGUUCGCCAGCAGCAUGAGCGUUCUCGACGCUUUGACCCUGGGCUCCUCCGUGAGUCUUCGUGGCUGCAUGAAGUUGGGGAGUUCCUGCUCCGUCUACAGCUGGAUGCGAUCGCAGAACACAGUUUCCAUCCUAGACUUCUUCGAACUGGGCUCUACGGUCUCUAUCCGAAGCUGCUUGCGACUCGGUUCUUCCUUGUCGGUCUACGGCAUGGCCAGAAUCGGCUCCGCUUUGAGCGUACUGGAUUACGUCAAUUUUGGAAGCAUGUUCUCUCUUCGUAGCUACGCUCGCUUCGGCAGCACCAUGAGCGUGUUCGGCUUCUCGGCUCUAGGAAGCGCAGUGUCUGUCCUGGACAUGCUGCAUAUGGGAAGUGCCUUAUCGGUCCGCAGCUUCUUCCGAUUUGGCAGUACCAUGUCGACCUAUGGCAUUUGCCGAUUCGGAUCCACACUCUCAGUUCUCGACAUGCUGAACUUGGGAUCGUCGACUUCCGUGCGUUCUCUGUGCCGCUUCGGCUCUGUGAUUUCGAUGUACGGCGUGAUGCGACUCGGAAGUGCCGCGUCCUUCCUGGACUUCGCGAACGUUGGAAGCACACUGUCGUUGCGACACUACAUCCGCUUCGGCAGCACGGUGUCGAUCCUGUCCACGUCGAGAUUGGGUUCGCUAAUCUCCGUGCUGGACAGCGCAUCGCUCGGCAGUAGCUUGUCGGUGCGCAGCUUCAUGCGCUUAGGCAGCACAACCAGUGUGUUCGGCAUCUCGCGUCUCGGUAGCUCCAUGUCUGUUCUUGACGUGCUCCAGCUCGGCAGCGCAAUCAGCGUGCGCUCAUUCAGUCGGCUCGGCAGUUCCUUGAGCAUCUUCGGUGUGGCUCAGAUGGGAUCGGCCAUGAGCAUCUUGGACUUUAUCCAACUGGGCAGCGCUAUUUCGAUGCGCAGCUUCACGCGGUUGGGCAGCACCUUCUCCGUCUACGGCUUCACGCGUCUCGGAAGCGUUUUCAGCAUUCUCGAUACGCUUUCCAUGGGAAGUUCGAUGAGUCUGCGCGGCUUCUCGCGAAUGGGCAGCAGCAUGUCGCUCUUCGGCGUCGCUCGCUUCGGAUCGGCUCUCUCCAUCGUGGACUUCGUCACAUUCGGAAGCUCUCUGUCCCUCCGUUCCUUCGCACGCGCUGGUAGCUCGCUUAGCGUCUACGGCGUGGCGACCUUCGGAAGCACCCUGAGCGUCCUCGAUGUGAUCAACUUCGGCAGUUCCUUCUCCUUGAGGAACUACGCCAGGAUUGGUUCCGGUGUCAGCGUCUUUAGCAAGGUCCGUCUAGGAUCUACUCUGUCGCUCUUGCAGAUGGCUUCGUUCGGCAGCACGCUGUCUCUGCGCAGCUUCGCACGCCUCGGAAGCAACUUCUCCAUCUACAGCAAGAUGGCCUUGGGAAGUUGCCUGUCCUGCUUGGAUCACAUCGAGAUGGGCAGCGCAGUUUCUCUGCGGUCCUUCGCACGCUUCGGCAGUGCGAUCAGCCUGUUCUCGAAGGCUGCAUUGGGUUCUUGCCUUAGCACUCUCGAUACCACGCAUAUUGGAAGCAGCAUUUCGAUGCGCGCCUUCGCACGAUUCGGCAGCACCUUGAGCAUCUUCUCCAAGGUCAUUCUGGGUUCCAACCUGUCGGUCUUGGAUCGAUUGCAUGUUGGAAGCACGCUGUCUUUGCGCUCCUCAGUGCGAUUUGGAAGCUCGCUCAGCGUGCACAACCGAUGCCGCGUGGGCAAGUUUGGCGCCUCUGUGCUGGACUACAUGCAGCUUGGCAGCACUGUAUCCAUCAGGUCAUUUACCCGCAUGGGAAGCGCGGUCUCGAUGUACGGUAUGUGCCGCUUAGGCUCUAGCUUGAGCGUCCUCGACCUUGCCAUGUGCGGCAGCAUGUGCUCAUUGCGCAGUUACGCUAGACUGGGCAGCUCCAUGUCCAUCCUGUGCCACGUGAACUUCGGUUCGCAGUUGUCUGUCUUGGACUUUGUAGGACUAGGCAGUUCUCUGUCUUUGCGAUCGCAUAUGCGACUGGGCAGCACGUUCUCGAUCUUCAGCCGCACACGCUUGGGAUCCUGUUUGUCCCUGUUGGAGAUGGGCGAGUUCGGUUCCGCCACCAGUCUACGAAGCUUCGUGCGUCUAGGUAGCGCUUUCUCGAUCUACAGCAAGUUCUGGAGUGGGAGCUGCCUCAGCUGCUUGAACUCCGCUUGCCUCGGCAGCACGGUGUCGAUCCGUAGCACUACUAGAUUCGGCAGCCAGAUGUCGAUCUUCUCACGCAAUGCUCUCGGAUCUACCUUGUCCGUGUUGAAUACAGUGUUGUUGGGCAGCACGACGUCUCUGCGUGGCUUGUUGCGUAUGGGAAGCAACUUGAGCAUCUUCGCGACUCAGGUUGCGGGCUCCCAACUGUCUGUGUUGGAUCUGUUCUCUCUGGGUAGCGGAUUGAGUGCGCGUACCUUCGCGCGCUUCGGCAGCAGCGUUUCGAUGUACGGCAUCGUGCGAUUGGGCUCGCAGCUGUCGAUUUUGGACACUCCCUUUGUUGGGUCGGCUUUGUCUUUGCGCCACUACGCUCGCUUCGGCAGCGGGUUCUCCCUGAUGAGCCAGCAGCGAUUGGGCAGCACGUGCAGCAUUCUGGAUCAAAUCCAGGUAGGUAGCACAGUGAGCUUCCGAUCCUUCGCGCGACUUGGAUCCUCUUUGAGUUUGUUUGGUGUGGGCAGGCUUGCCAGCUCCGUCUCGAUCAUCGACUUCGUGAGCUUCGGUUCCAGCGUGUCCGUUCGAACUUUGUCGCGAUUGGGCUCGGCUUUGAGCGUGUUUGGAGUGACGCGUUUCGGCAGCAGCAUGUCUUUGCUCGAUUAUUUCACGCUCGGAAGCUCGUUCUCAGUGCGCAGCUUCGGACGCGCAGGCUCGACUAUGAGCGUGUACGGCGUGACGCGCUUCGGCAGCGCGAUUAGCAUUUUGGACUUCGUGUCCAUCGGCACAUCAUUCAGCGUACGAUCCUUCUGUAGACUGGGAUCCAGCGUGAGUGUCUACGGCGUUGCGCGCUUAGGCAGCGGAAUGUCCGUGUUGGAGUUCGUCCAUCUUGGCUCGGCCUUCAGUACGCGCAACUUCAUCCGCUGCGGAAGUGCACUGUCGGUGUACAGCGUUGCACGGUUUGGAAGCUGCCUCUCGUGCUUGGACUUCGCGACAUGCAGCAGUACAUUGUCCUUGCGUCACUACAUGCGCUGCGCUUCCAGCAUCUCGGUGCUCGGCUGCGCUCGCUUCGGCUCAACGAUGUCUUUGCUCGAUACCUUGCAGAUCUCUUCGUCUAUGUCGUUGCGAAGCUUCAACCGACUUGGUAGCGCACUCUCGCUGUUCGGUAUCUGCAAAUUGGGAUCCGCAUUCUCAGUUUUGGAUACCGUGUCCUUCGGCAGCACAUUCUCACUGCGAAGCUUCCUGCGCUUCGGCAGCUCCUUGAGCGUGUACGGCAUUGCGACGUUUGGUUCUGCGCUUUCGAUACUCGACUUCGUCAACAUCGGAUCUAGCGUUUCUGUACGCCACUUCAUGCGCAUUGGCAGCACUUUGAGUAUCUUCGGCAAGCUGCGAACCGGCGACUACCUCUCCGUGAUGAACGUUGCAGAACUUGGUAGUUCGCUUUCGGUGCGAUCGUUCGCCAGACUCGGCUCUACUUGCAGCGUCUACGGACUGUUGACACUGGGAAGUGCAUUGUCGAUUUUAGACACCAACAGCUUCGGCAGUACGAUCUCGUUGCGUUCCUUCGUGCGCUUCGGUUCCGCCGUCAGUCUGUACGGAAUGGGCCGCUUUGGAUCUAGCCUUUCCGUCCUGGACUACAUCCACGUGGGAAGCAGCUUCAGCAUGCGCUCAUUCGCCUACUUGGGUUCCAGUUUGUCUGUCUUCGGCGUCGCCCGCUUGGGGUCCUCGAUUUCCGUCUUGGACUUCGUGAACUUCAGUUCGGGUCUUUCUCUGCGUGGCUUCGGUCGUGCGGGAUCCUCGAUCUCCGUCUUCGGACUCUUUCGUCAUGGCAGCACGAUGUCGACUUUGGACUUCUUCGCACUUGGCUCUACGGUUUCCGUGCGAGCCUUCUCGCGCAUGGGAAGUUCCUUGUCCGCCUUUGGCCUGUGCCGCAUGGGAUCGGCGAUCUCGGUUCUGGAUGGCAUCUUCCUAGGAUCAGCGAUUAGCGUGCGCAGCGUCAUGCGACUAGGCUCUUCGCUCUCAAUGUUCGGCAUUACGCAAGUCGGAUCUGCGAUGUCUGUGUUGGACUUCGCCUCUAUGGGCAGCACCUUCAGUGUGCGUUCCUUCGUGCGCUGCGGUUCCACGCUGUCGUGCUACGGCCUGGCACGUCUAGGCCUCAGCUUGUCGAUCCUCGACCAAGCCUACGUGGGCAGCAGUCUGUCGGUACGCUCCUUCGCCCGUCUUGGAUCCGCUUUGUCCGUCUACGGAUUCUCGAAAUUGGGAAGCUCUCUGUCGAUCCUCGACUUCGUCAACUUCGCAAGCAGCUUCAGUGUUCGUAGUUUCGAACGUCUUGGUUCCAGCAUGAGUGUCUAUGGCGUCACCUACUUGGGUAGUUCGCUGUCCAUCCUCGACACCAUCAGCAUUGGAAGUACGUUCUCUUUGCGCAUGUUCUCGCGGUUCGGCAGUUCACUGUCCAUGUACGGCAUUGUCAAACUCGGAAGCAGUUCUUCUGUGCUCGAUUACGUCGCGAUCGGCUCCAGCGUCUCUCUCCGUGCCUUUACUCGUAUGGGCAGCAAUAUCUCUAUGUACUCGCGCGUGCGCUCCGGCAGUUGCUUAAGCGUCCUCGACGCCAUCCAGAUGGCCAGCACCAUGUCUGUGCGUGGUAUGUUCCGUCUCGGCAGUUCAUGGUCGUGCUUCGGACAAGUGCGCAUGGGCAGCUGUUUGUCCGUGAACGACUACAUGUGCAUGGGCUCAGCGAUCUCUCUGCGUGCUUUCGCUCGCUUCGGAUCCACCUUGUCCGUCUUCUCGGACUUGAAGUUUGGAGGAAAGAUCUCCGUUCUGGAUUCCGCGAUGUACAGCAGUGGCGUCUCCAUUCGCGCUUUGUGCCGUAUGGGCAGCGUGAUCAGUAUCUUCGGCAACGUGCGCUUCGGGAGCUUUUUGUCAAUUCUCGGAUGCUGCACCAUGGGAAGCUCCAUGUCGUUGCGUGCGACCAACCGACUAGGCGGGCAAACUUCGAUCUUCGAAUUUGCACAGUGCGGUUCGGCUCUGAGUCUGCGUGCCACGUUGCGCAGUGGCAGUGGAGUGUCCGUCUACGGCCGAGUCAAGUUCGGAAGCGGACUGUCGAUCCUGGAUGCGGUUCUGUUCGGUUCCAGCUUGUCGCUCCGUAAGUGCGCGCGCUUCGGCAGCACGCUUUCCGUCGCUAGCGUCACACGAUUCGGCUCGUGCGUUUCGAUCCUUGGUGCAAUCCACAUUGGAUCUACGCUUUCGCUCCGAUCCUUCUUCCGCAGUGGAUCUGCGUUCUCAGUCUACAGCAAAGCAACAUUGGGUUCUUCCUGCUCGGUUCUCGAUGCGCAAUUCCUUGGUUCUGCGGUGUCGUUGAGAACGCAUUGCCGCUUCGGUAGUGCCAUGAGCAUCUUUGGUAAAGUCUUUGUUGCGAGCUCGUUCUCGCUCUUAGACAUGGCCAACUUCGGAUCCGGCCUGUCGAUGCGCAAUUUUGCGCGAUUUGGUUCCGCAUUGUCGAUUUAUUCCAGAGCCAACUUCGGCAGCUGCAUGUCCUUGCUCAACUUCGCGGCCUUCGGUUCGACCAUGUCGUUGCGUGGGGUUGUCCGAAUGGGAUCCGCCCUUUCCUGCUUCGACACCACGCGCUUUGGCUCGAACUUGUCGAUCCUGGAUUGCGCUCUACUCGGAAGCUCUUUGUCCAUCCGUGCGUUCACGCGUGCGGCUGGCAGCGUUUCCGUGUUCGACUUCGUGCAGAUCGGCAGCAGCUUCUCGUUACGCGCUGUGGCUCGCAUUGGAAGUCAGUUCUCGCUGUACUCGAGCUUCCGCGCUGGCAGCUGCAUGUCAUUGUUGAACUUCGCAAUGCUGGGUUCUUCGGUGUCCUUGCGUUGCUCUGGUCGUGGCGGUGGAUGCGUCUCCGUCUUCGACUUCCUGCAGGGUGGCAGCAGUCUCAGUAUUCGCGCAAUGGCUCGCCUCGGAUCCAUGAUGUCCGUCUUCCACCGUGUAAAACUCGGUGAGGCGGCUUGGACCUCCGUGAUGAACAUGGCGAACUUAGGGUCUACACUUUCUGUCCGUGGAGUUGCGCGUAUUGGAUCCGCAUUCUCCAUCUACUCGAGAGUAGCGUUCGGCAGCACUCUGUCUGCUUUGGAUUUCCUGAAUCCGGGUAGCAGCUUCUCUUUGCGCUCGAUGUGCAGAUUGGGUAGCUACUUUUCGAUUUUCAGCAACGCGAACUUCGGAUCGCGAUUGUCCGUGUUAGAUGCCUUCAUGCAUGGUUCAGCCCUCUCUGUGCGUCAGUUCCAGCGCUUCGGUUCCACUGCCAGCGUCUUCUCGCAGAUCCGAUUGGGCAGUUUCUGCAGUGUCUUGAACAUGGUACACUUCGGAUCGGCUGUGUCGCUGCGAUCCUUCUGCAGAUUGGGUUCGGCGGUGUCGGUUCUCGACUGCGCUGCGAUUGGAUCCGCUGUAUCGUUGCGAGCGUUUGUCCGAGUGGGCAGCGCCUACAGCGUCUUCUCGAACGUGCGUUUCGGCAGUGCGUUGUCUGUGAUGCAGGCUUCCGGGCUGGCGUCGUCUCUGUCGUUGCGAACAUACAUCCGCGUCGGCAGCUCGUGCUCCAUCAUGAGCCAGGUGCGGUUCGGCUCCACCCUGUCCUUGAUGGACGCAGCACACCUGGGCAGUUCUCUGUCGCUGCGAAGCUACGUGCGUCAGGGCAGCACUCUGUCCGUCAUGUCCAAGGUGCAGUUGGCCAGCUCUGCAUCUCUGUUGGAUUGGUUCACGCUGGGCAGCGCAUUGUCGCUGCGCUCCAUGGCACGUCUUGGCAGCUCGCUCUCGCUACUCCACACCGUACGGGCUGGCAGCAGCGUAACUGUGCUUUCCUUCACGUGCCUCGGAUCCACGAUUUCCUUGCGCAAGUACAUGCGUCUCGGCAGUUCUUGUUCCGUCUUCUCGAAAGUGAGACUCGGAUCCGCUCUGUCCGUGAUGGAGACUAUGAACAUCGGCAGCAGCCUGUCUGUGCGUACCUACGUGCGGUUCGGUUCUGCAUGCUCGGUUCUCGGAAACCUGAACUGUGCUGGCCGCCUCAGCGUGAUGGAGCAGUUCGACUGCGCCUCUUCCUUCAGUCUCCGUCAGUUCUCGCGCAUGGGAUCAAGACUCUCCGUGAUUGAGUUCACGAACCUCGGCAGUUCUCUUUCUGUGCGCAGCUACAUGCGCUUGGGCAGCGGGUGCUCGGUGAUUUCGACGACGCGAUUCGGGUCAUGCAUCUCCGUGUGCGAUCUGACGUGCUUGUCCUCCACUCUGUCUCUGCGAAGCUACUUGCGGUUCGGCUCGUGCCUCUCCGUGUACUCGCAGUGCCGAUUGGGCAGCACCUUGUCGAUGGUUGAUCAAAUGAACAUGGGGAGCAACUUCUCCCUGCGAGGAACCUUGCGUUUAGGCUCCAACCUUUCCGUGAUUUGCCGUACCAACUUGGCAGAGGCCGUCUCCGUACUGCAAUACGCUCAGUGCGGUAGCACUUUGUCGCUCCGUAGCUUUGUGCGGUUCGGCAGCUCGCUGUCUGUGAUCGACUUGCUGCAGCUCGGCAGUUCUCUCUCCUUGCGUGGCGCACUGCGACUGGGAAGCAGCUUCUCGCUCUACCUGAACUUGAAGUUGGGCUCCGGCAUUUCCGUUCUGGACGCGAUCAAUCUAGGAAGUACGCUGUCCGUUCGUAACUUGGCGCGCUUCGGUAGUGCGAUGAGUAUUUGCGACUUCUCGGUCCUCGGAUCGAGUAUCUCGCUCCGCCAAUACUUGAGACUCGGAUCGACCUUGACCGUGUUUGGGCAGAUGCGAUGCGGAUCUGCAGUCUCAAUCCUGAACUAUAUGCAGUGCUCUAGUGCGAUUUCGGUGCGUGACCGAGUUCGCUUUGGGGCUCAGAUGUCUGUGCUGAAGUACGUCCAGUAUGGAAGCAGUCUGAGCAUGCGCAGCUUCACGAGACUCGGCAGUGGAUUGUCGCUCUUCACGCAGUUCCGAUUGGGCAGCUGCUUCAGCGUCUUGGACAGCUGCCACGUGGGUAGCAACAUCUCUUUGCGGUCCUUCGUACGUCUCGGUUCCGCGAUCUCCGUCUUCUCGCAGACGCAGCUCGGAAGCAACUGCUCCGUCAUGGACCUGUUGAACUUGGGCUCUGCGGUGUCUCUGCGUAACUUCCUGCGUUGCGGAAGCAGUCUAUCCGUGCUCGAUGCGAUGACACUUGGUAGCACGGUCUCUCUGCGUAGCUUCGGUCACUUGGGCAAGCAAUUGUCCGUGCUUGACGCGACCGCAUUUGGAAGCUCCUUGUCCGUACGUAGCUACGUGCGCUUCGGCAGCAACGUCUCCAUGUUCUCACGGGUCGCGUUGGGUUCCAGCAUCUCGAUUUUGAACUUCGUGAACAUGGGCAGUACCUAUUCUCUACGAGGCAGCGUUCGACUCGGCUCCAACAUGUCCAUCUUCAGCCAGCUGACCUUUGGAAGUACCUUCUCCGUGCUCGACUACUUCGAGCUCGGGUCUACGAUUUCAGUUCGAAACAUGGCUCGGUUUGGCAGCAACUACUCCGUCUUCGGAAAUGCAAGAUUUGGAAGUUCUGUUUCAUUACUGAAUUACGCAACAUUCGGUAGUUCGGUCUCGUUGCGUUCCUUCUUCCGCUUGGGUAGCAACGUCUCUGUGUAUUCGCGCACGACUUUGGGCAGCUGCGCUUCGCUGUUGAACUUCGCAGUUCUCGGAAGCUCAUUGUCUACACGCUGUGGCGCCCGCUUCGGCGACACAUUGUCCGUGAUUGACUUCUUCUCGAUGGGCAGCAGCUUCUCUCUGCGAUCGACCGCUCGCUUCGGCAGCAACCUAUCGAUCUACGGUGGUCGCGUCUUGCUCGGAUCUGCAGUCUCCGUCCUGAAGAUGGCGGUCUUCGGAUCCAGCGUGUCUCUGCGUAGCACAGUCCGCUUCGGAAGCGACUUCUCGGUGUUGGAUGCAGCAAUCUUCGGAUCUAGUAUCUCGACUCGCGGCUUCAUCCGAUUCGGAUCCACGAUGUCCGCCUACAACUGUGUGCGACUUGGUAGCACGGUUUCGUCCUUCCAGGUGGCUUGCAUGGGAAGCGCGAUCUCAAUCCGUGCCUACAUGCGAUUUGGAUCGACUGUGAGUACCUUCUCGCAGACACGAGCUGGCAGCACCCUGUCCGUGCUCGAUCAAUUGCACUUGGGCAGCGUUCUGUCCGUGCGCGCGCACAUCAGAGCGGGGAGUUCCUUCUCGAUCUUCUCGAGGACGAUCUUUGGUUCCAGUUUGUCCGUCAUCCACCACAUGGCGAUGGGAAGCACGAUGUCGAUGCGUGGCAUGUCCAAGAUGGGCAGCACGUGCAGUCUCUUCGGCAAUGCUCGAUUUGGCGGUACCAUUUCUGUGGUCGACUCAGUCUACUUUGGUAGCUCUCUCUCUGUCCGCGGUCGCGCCAAGUUUGGAUCCACGCUUUCCAUCUUCGGGCAGAUCAGGUUUGGCAGUGAGCUCUCCGUGGCAGGCGCAUUCUUGAUGGGCUCAUCGCUCUCCGUGCGUGCAUUCGUCAAGUUCGGCAGCAGCGCAAGUAUCUUUGGAAAGACGACUCUGGGAUCGAUGAUGUCCGUCCUAGGGUACGCAAACUUCGGUAGCACGAUCUCCGUCCGCGCGUUCCAACGCGCAGGAUCGACCGCAAGUGUCUUUGGACGUGCCUUGUAUGGAUCUUGUCUCUCAGUCCUCAACUUCGUUUCGGUAGGCAGCUGCAUGUCAGUGCGUACGUUCUCGAAGUUCGGCAGCAACGUGUCCGUGUUUGACUUCGUCGCAUUAGGCUCUACGACCAGUGUCCGCUGCUUCGCCAUGUGCGGGUCGAACCUGUCUGUCUUCAGCCGGUUCCGCGUCGGAUCCAGCUUGUCGAUCUUGGAUGCCAGUAGUCUGGGGAGCGCCGUGUCCAUGCGUGGCUUCACGCGGGUGGGCUCUCGACUGUCCCUCUUCGGUCUGGUCCGAUGCGGAUCGACUGUCAGCGCGUUCAACAGCGUCUGCUUGGGCAGCAACCUGAGUAUUCGUGCGCAAGUGCGCAUGGGCAGCGCGUUCAGCAUCUACAGCCGGUGCGCGUUUGGGUCUAGCCUGUCGCUCCUGGACUUUGCGAACAUCGCUAGUGCAACUUCUUUGCGCACGAUCCUGAAGAUCGGAAGUUCCCUGUCCAUAUUCAGCUAUGGUCGAUUCGGAUCCAGUCUUUCUAUCUUGCAAGCGGUAACCUUUGGUUCCAGUCUGUCGUUGCGUGCAGUGCAGCGUCUUGGCUCCGCCAUCUCCGUCUACGGCCAGAUGCGCUUUGGAAGUUGCGUUUCCGUACUUGACAGCGUGCGCUUCGGUUCGACCAUGAGUGUACGUGCCCUUGUGCGAUUGGGCAGCAACUGCUCCAUCUUCAGCCGCGUCACACUGGCUUCCGCGUGCUCCAUUCUGAAGUUCGGUGAACUCGGAUCAUCCGUGUCCGUUCGAUCCUUCAUCCGUGGAGGCAGCUUGUGCAGCUUCUUCGACUUUGUGUCUCUUGGAAGCGCCAUUUCAGUGCGUAGCAGCGCUCGCUUCGGCAGCUCGCUCUCCGUUCUCGGACGCAUCCAAUUCGGCCUGAACUGUUCCGCAUUGGAUAGCACUUCGCUCGGUAGUGGAUUCUCCGUGCGUGCGUUCGCAAGAUUUGCCGCUAAGGUAUCGAUCUGCAACAUGGCAACCUUCGGAUCAUCGUUGUCCGUCCGUUCGGUUACGCGUAUCGGCAGCAUGGCUUCCAUCUUCAGCAAGUGCCGCAUGGGAUCCAGCUUGAGCGCCGUUGACUUUCUGUCUCUAGGAAGUGCGAUUUCCUUGCGCAACAGCGCUCGUGUGGGCAGCUCCGUCUCGUUGUUCUCGCAGCUGCGUAUCGGUAGCUCCAUGUCCACCCUGGAUCAGCUACACUUGGGUAGCAGCUUCUCGUUGCGUGCGCUUGGUCGUAUCGGAACGUCUCUCUCCGUCUUCGACUUUGUGCACCUCGGAAGCACUCUGUCCUUGCGUGGCGCUUGCCGCUACGGCAGCACGUUCAGCGUGUACAACCAGGUCGCCAUGGGCAGCCGCAUCUCCGUGUUGAAGUUCGCGCAGUUCGGAAGCUCCAUGUCUCUGCGGUCCUUCGGACGCAUGGGCAGCGCCAUCUCGGUGCUUGAUUUCGCUCAUUUGGGCAGCGCUCUGUCUAUGCGCGGAACCGGCCGACUCGGAUCUAGCUUCUCCGUGUUCUCGAAGGUGCGCUGGGGCAACCAAGCAAGCGUCUUCGACUACGUCCACAUGGGAAGCAACACGUCCGUGCGUGCUUUGGCAGCAUUUGGAAGCAGCUUCAGCGUCUACUCUCGAUGCAUCAGUGGAAGUUCUAUGAGUUUGUUGCAGUGGGCCAGCUUCGGUAGCGCUUUGUCGCUCCGUUGCACGGCUCGAAGUGGCAGCAGCUUCUCUCUGUUCUCGCAGGUGCGGUUGGGCUCAAGUCUCAGUGCUUUGAUGCAGCAGCAUUUCGGCUCUGCUUUGAGUCUGCGUGCAUUUGCGCGUCUGGGCAGUGCAGCUAGCGUCUACGGACGAUUGGCCUUUGGCAGCGGCUGCUCGGUUUUGAACUUCUUCCACUUAGGAAGUGGUCUCUCUCUCCGCUCUAUGGGUCAAGUCGGAAGCGUUUGCUCCGUGUUCAAUCGCGUGCGCUUGGGCAUGGCCUUGUCGACGCUCGACUACGUACACUUGGGAAGCAGCGUGAGUCUCCGGUCCUUCGGACGCUUCGGAAGCGCUCUGUCCGUCAUGGACGCCGUGGCGAUCGGGUCUUGCAUGUCCCUUCGCGGCGUUGGCCGCUUCGGCAGUGGCGUCUCGGUCUGGGGACUGGCUAGGUGCGGAGGACAAUUAUCCGUCUACGACUCCCAGGCCUUUGGUUCAUCGCUCUCUCUAAGAGCAUACGCGCGCUUGGGAUCCAGUAUCAGCAUGUACUCGAAGAUCACAUUUGGAAGCGCGUGCUCCAUCCUGGACUACGCAAACCUCGGUAGCUCGAUCAGUGUCCGUGCUUUGGCACGGCUCGGAGGCGCAGUGUCGAUGUUCGACUUCCUCAACGUCGGGAGCGCCUUGAGUCUGCGUGCCUCCGGUCGCGCAGGAUCCGCGAUUAGCGUCUUCUCCGCUGUCCGCCUCGGCAGUUCCAUGAGCUUGCUGAACUGGGCUAGCCUCGGUUCCAUUUGCUCCUUGCGCAGCGUGGCACGCAUGGGCUCACGCAUGAGCUGCUUCGCACAAUCUAUGUUCGGAAGCUCGCUCUCCGUACUUGCGUCCGUUAACUUCGGCAGCUCGCUGUCAGUGCGCAGUAUGUACCGAUUGGGAGAACAAGCCAGCAUGUUCGACUGCUUCGAGAUGGGUUCCACCCUCUCUUUACGCGCAAUGGGCAAGUUUGGUUCUCAACUUUCCCUCUUCGACUCCUGCCGACUCGGAAGUACCCUGUCCAUCCUUGAUGCGGCGUCUCUUGGAUCCUCCAUCUCGGUGCGCAGUUUCGCACGUGUCGGCGGCUCCUACUCUGCGUUGGACAGCGUCACUUUGGGUAGCACGCUCUCGGUGCGUGCGUUUGGCCGUUGCGGCUCUGGCGUGAGCAUCUUCCUGCGCACUCGUGUGGGAGGGCGCUUCUCGCUGGUGGACUCCGCGGAAUUGGGCAGCAGCUUGAGUGUACGAGCAACUAGCCGCUUCGGCGAACGCGUCACGAUCCUGGACUUCGCGAACUUUGGAAGUUCGCUUUCGUUGCGCUCCUUCAUCCGUGUUGGCAGUGGCUUCUCAAUCUACGGAGAGCUGCGUGCGGGAAACCAGAUGUCGCUGUUAGACAAAGCGACCUUUGGCAGUGGCUGCUCUAUGCGCAGUCUUGCGCGGUUCGGCAGUUCCGUUUCGGUGCUCUCCUUCUGCCACGUCGGUUCGACACUCUCGCUGCGUGCUUAUGCACGCAUCGGCAGCAGCGCAAGCAUCUUCUCGAAUGUGCAACUCGGAGAUGCUUUGUCUGUCCUAGGACAAGUGGAUAUGGGCUCUUCCUGUUCCCUGCGCGCUUUUGCUCGUAUGGGCAGCGCCGUUUCGAUUUGCAGUUUCCUGAACGUCGGCUCUGUGCUGUCCAUCCGUCAGUUCAUGCGGGUCGGUUCCGGAGUCAGCGUCCGCGGUCGCACACGCGUUGCACGCGAGGUCAGUAUCUUGUCUCGUGUGCACUUGGCAAGCAGCUUGUCCGUACGCAGCUUCGGACGUCUCGGCAGCGCUAUCAGUGUGUUCGACUACGUGGCCUUCGGGAGUUCGAUCUCGGUGCGCGCAACCGCUCGUCUCGGCUCGAUCUUCAGCAUCUUCAAUAGCGCCAUGCUGGGUUCCGGACUCUCGGUGCUCGACUACAUGAUGCUGGGUUCGACGUUGUCCGUGCGCGCCGCCAGUCGCUUUGGCUCACGCAUGAGCGUCUUUGAUCAGCUGAUGUUGGGCUCCACACUGUCGUUGCGCAGCUUCGGCCGCCUCGGCAGCCACAUCAGCGUGAAAGGCCGACUGAUCUGCGGGAGCUCUUUGUCAAUCCUGAACUGGGCGUCUGCAGGCAGCUCGUUGUCCGUGCGUUGCUUCACGCGACUCGGAUCGUCAUGCAGCGUUGCAACUAUCGGCCAGUGCCGCAUCUCUCCAGCCGCGAGUGUCUUAGACAUGACUAGUUUAGGUUCGUCACUGUCCGUCCGCGGUGCCUUCGCACGCUUCGGUGAAAGCCUGUCCGUUUUCGACUUCGUAACGGCAGGCAGCACGCUCUCUGUGCGCGCAGUUACUCGUAUGGGUUCGCGGAUCUCGGCGUUCAAGCGCGUCAAGUUUGGAGCGGAGCUCUCGUUGCUGGACCAAGCAUCUCUUGGUUCCGUUCUGUCGAUCCGCACCUUCGCACGCCUCGGCAGCGGACUCAGUGUCUGCGCCAAGACCAACUUGUGCGCGAAUAUGAGCGUUCUCGGAGCUGUGGCACUCGGUAGCAGCUUCUCCGUGCGCAGCUUCGUUCGCUUUGGCAGCCACCUGUCCUUGAUGGACUUUGCGAACCUCGGCAGUUGCCUUUCUCUCCGCGACUUCGUGCGUGCGGGCAGCGCAUUGAGCGUUGUACGACGCACGUUCAUGGGUAGCGACUUCAGCUUGCUGGAUCGUGUGGAACUCGGCAGUAGCUUCUCCGUGCGUGGAAUCGCGCGCUUCGGUGAGAGCAUCAGCGUUUUGUGCGUUGGCUGCUUCGGCAGCGCCAUGAGUAUGCGUGCCUUCUGCCGUGCCGGCAGCUCCAUGUCAAUUCAUGGUCCGAUGGCCAGAGUCCACGCCAGCUUGUCUCUCCUUGAGCAGUCCGCUUUGGGAAGCUCGAUUAGUGUGCGAUCCAUCGUUCGCAUGGGCUCUGCACUCUCAACACUAGACUUCACGGGCAUUGGAUCGUCCUUGAGCAUGCGCAGCUUCUUCCGAGUUGGCUCUGCGCUCUCAGUGGUUCUCGGAACGCGUCUUGGACAGGCGUUGUCAGUGCUCGACUUCGCGCACUUGGGCAGCACAUUCAGUUUGCGCUCUACUGCUCGCAGCGGAAGUGCCUGCUCGAUCUUGAGCUUCGUGCAGUUGGGCAGCACAGUCUCCUUGCGGUCUUUCUGCCGCGUUGGCAGCGCGUUCAGCGUGCAUGCGCCAGCGCGCACCACGCAGAUAUCCGGUAGCACAUCGAUCAUGAGCUUCGCGGCUCUAGGAAGCUCUCUAUCCGUGCGAACCUUUGUGCGCGUCGGCAAGAUGUGCAGUGUGCUUGACUGCGCGCACCUCGGCAGCUCGAUGUCUGUUCGUACGCACGUGCGCUUCGGCAGCAGCUGCUCCGCCGUCGACUUCCUCGCGCUCGGCAGCACUCUCUCCGUGCGCACCGUUGUGCGACUGGGCUCUUCGCUCUCCGUCUUCGGCAAAUUGCGUAUGGGCUCUACGCUCUCUACGUUGGACCACAGCCGAAUGGGCAGCUCGCUUUCUGUCCGAAACUUCGUCCGACUCGGUUCGUCGCUCUCCUUGACUGGCAAGCACGUCCGCUUGGGCGCACAGCUCUCGGUGCAACAUCAGCUGGAGCUGGGAUCGUCCAUCAGUCUGCGAAGCUUCAUCCGCAUCGCGGGUUCCUGCAGUGUUGGAGAGUUCUUGACCAUCGGAUCGUCCGUUUCGUUGCGCGCCUACGCCCGCAUCGGAUCUAGCGUGAGCAUCGCAGCUGGUCGUGGCCGAUUCGGUGGCAACAUCUCCGUCUGCGACGCUACGACUCUGGGUAGCAGCAUCUCGGUCCGCACCUACUCGCGCUUGGGUAGUGCUCUUUCGGUGCUCAGCUUCUGCCAGUUCGGCAGCAGCAUGUCCCUGCGUGCUAUGGGCCGCUUCGGCAGCAACUGCAGCAUCCUCAGCUACACCUACCUCGGAUCGUCGCUCUCUUUGCGUACCUUCAUGCGUGUCGGUUCGGCCACGUCGGUCCAUGGCAACUUCCAGUGCGGUGGCACCAUGUCGGUUCUGGAUCAAGUGGAGCUUGGUAGUUCCUUGUCGCUCCGCAGCUUUGCAAAGAUGGCUAGCAAGGCCUCUGUCUUGGAUUACCUGAACAUUGGCCAGGCGCUGUCUCUCCGAACUACGGCUCGUUGCGGUAGCCGCUGCAGCGUCACGGACUUCAUCGACAUGGGCAGCAGCUUGUCGUUGCGCAGCUUCCUGCGCGUCGGCAGCGCAUUCAGCAUUGUGGGAGAUACUAAGGUCGGAAUCGCCAUGUCCGUCAUGGACUACUUGACUUUGGCUUCUAGUCUCUCUGUCCGGAGCCAUGCGCGAUUGGGCAAGGAAGUUUCCAUCAUGAGCUUCGCCCAUUUAGGCUCCAGCAUGAGUUUACGAACGUACGCUCGCAUCGGCAGCAGUUUGUCUGUCGGUCCGGACGCGUCCACGCGACUAGGCGGCGCUGCUUCGAUCUGCGCCUACACGCACUUGGCCUCGAGCUUGAGCGUGCGCGCGUUCGCGAAGUUGGGCAGCGGAUGCAGCAUUCUGGACUACCUGCAUGCUGGCAGCACGAUGUCUCUGCGCAACUGCUUGCGCAUUGGCUCUGGACUGUCUACUCUAGGCACCGUCAGGUUUGGAAGUUCGAUUUCCCUCUUGCACACUAUGGAAGUUGGUAGCAGUUACUCUGUCCGCAACUUCUUGCGCAUCGGGUCCAGCUGCUCUGCGAUCUCGCAUCUGAGGUGCGGCGGAUCGAUCUCCUUGUUGAACUUCACGUCUAUGGGAAGCGCAGUUUCGCUCCGCAACUUCUCGCGAUUCGGCGAGAAUGUUUCCGUGAUGGACAGCGCUUUCUUGGGCUCAGGCUUGUCUCUGCGCGCCUUCAUGCGCAUUGGCAGCUCCUUGUCACUCGGACAACACUUCCGAGUUGGCCAGAACGCUUCCGUUUUGGACUACUUCCAGUUAGGAAGCACCUUCAGCGUUCGUAAUGUCGGCAGCAUGGGAAGCACGUGCUCUUUAUACGGUCGUGUGCGUGUCGGCAGCUGCAUGUCAGCUCUGGAAGCCACAAGCAUUGGAAGCUCAUUAUCUUUGCGCGCCUUUGCACGUCUCGGGUCCGCAGUUAGCGUCUUCGGACAGGCACGAUUCGGUUCUGCAUUGAGCUUCCUGAGCCAAUGCAGCGUCGGCAGCUCGCUUUCUCUACGCGCUUUUGCAAGACUCGGCUCCGCCCUGUCGUUGACCACCAACUUCAUCGCGGGUGGAACUUGCAGUGUUGUCGAGUGCGCGUCUUUGGGAAGUGCGAUGAGCUUGAGGAGCUACGCUCGCUUCGGAUCUACGGUCAGCUUCUUCGGAUGGUGCCGUUUGAACCAGCAGAUGUCCACUUUAGCUGCAGUUACCGUUGGUAGCAGCAUGAGCUUGCGUACCUAUGCCAGACUGGGCAGUGCGUUCAGCAUCAAGGGCCGCACAACGGCAGGCAUCGGUGGAAUGUCCUUGAUGGACAGCCUAACCAUGGGUUCCAGCCUGUCGGUUCGCGCGUGUACGCGUUUGGGCAGCUCGCUCUCCGUCAAGGGUCAGAUCCGAUUCGGCGAUGAAUUCUCGCUCAAAGAAAGCUUCAAUCUCUCGUCUUGCCUGAGUCUGCGUGGCUUCAUCCGUUGCGGCAGUUCGUUGUCGAUCUUCGGUGUUGGACGGUUCGGCAGCUCGCUCUCUGUGCUGGCGUCGACGUACAUGGGUUCGUCCAUGUCGAUUCGAGCAUACCUACGUUCUGGGUCUUCGUUGAGCUUCUUCGGGGCCUCGCGUUGCGGUUGCUCUAUCUCGAUCCUAGACACCAGCACCAUCGGCAGCUCUUUGAGCUUGCGAUCGGCUGCAAGGUUUGGAUCUAACAUGUCCACAUUCGAUAUGUUGGGCAUUGGCAGUUCCUUGUCUCUGCGAGCUUCAGCUCGCAUCGGCAGCUCCUUCAGCGCCUUUGGGCCGGCUCGCCUCGCAAGCUGCAUGUCCGCACUGAACUUUGCAACCUUGGGUUCCUCGUGUUCCGUGCGAAACUAUUGCCGCAUCGGUUCCGGAAUUAGCGUUUCGGGCAGUGUUAUCCUGGGGUCCGUGCAGUUCAUGUCCGUUGUUGGCAUUGCGAACUUUGGUUCGUCUCUGUCAAUCCGCGGCUUCUCGAAGCUUGGAAGCAAGGUGAGUGCCUUCGACAUGCUAGCAUUGGGUUCCAGCAUCUCGCUGCGCUCUUUCGCACGGGUCGGCUCGUCAGUCAGCGUCAGUGCCAAGGCGAACAUCCAUGACGCCAACUUGUCGCAGUCAUUCACGGUGGCAAACUUCGCACGUCUCGGUGAUCGGCUCUCCGUCUUCGACCACGUGGCUUUAGGCAGUUCGUUAUCCCUGCGAUGUCACGCGCAGCUGAGCAAGAACAUGUCUGUCAUGGACUUCGUUUCGAUCGGAAGCUCUAUGAGUCUACGUGGGCUCAUUCGCAUGGGCAGUUCCAUCAGUCUCGCUGGGGGACAGGCCAUCCUGCAGACGCGCUUAUCGAUCCUCUCGCAGGCGUCUCUCGGCAGCACAUUGAGCGUACGUAGCUUCUCGCAGUUGGCCUCCAAGGCUUCGGUGUUGGAUGCGGUUGCGACUGGUUCUUCGAUCUCCUUGCGCAACUUCCUGCGCCUCGGAAGCGCUUGUAGCGUCCACGGACUGGCGUUCCUAUCUAGCGCACACGCGAUGAGCGUUUUGGACGCGAUUUCUCUAGGAAGCAGCAUGAGUUUGCGUGGUGCGUUCAAGUGCGGCGGCGGAUUGAGCAUCUUAGAUUACGUCAGCAUGGGCAGUGAGCUCUCCCUGCGAUCGGCUAUGCGCUGUGGUUCUAGCCUCAGCAUCUACGGUGCCGGCACUCGCGGUCGCGUGGGCUGCCAGAUGUCAAUGCUGGAUCUGCUGCACAUGGGCAGCACGAUCUCGGUGCGAUCCUUCGUUCGCAUGGGCAGCGCGAUGUCGACACUAGAUUUCGUCACAGUCGGUUCCUCGCUGUCCAUCCGCCAGUUCGCAAGGUUCGGCUCUGCAGUCAGCGUUGCCGGACUCUCCGGUUGCCGCUUCUCACUCCUGCAGCACGUGAACUUGGCUAGCUCUCUCUCUGUGCGCGGCACUGCUCGCAUGGGCAGCAACAUGAGCGUUCUGGAAUUCGUCGGAUUUGGAGCAGAGUUGAGCAUUCGGUCCACUGGCUUUCUGGGUAGUGGUGCCAGUGUUUUGGACUUCGUGUCCUGCGGCAGUGCCAUGAGUCUCCGCAGCAACUUCCGCGCAGGUUCUCAUGCCUCAGUGCUUGAUGCCACGCAUUUUGGCAGCACCCUGAGUGUGCGCAACUGCGUCCGCCUAGGUUCCGCUUGCAGCUUGUUCGGCAAGCUCGCUUUGGGCAGCUGCUUGAAGCUCUCGGUGAUUGGUGCAGCGAACUGUGCUUCAUCCUUGAGUCUGCGAACGAGCGCUAGAUUGGGCUCUGCUCUCAGUGUGCUCAACUUCACGGCCAUGGGAUCGACUAUGUCCACGCGCUCCUUCGUGCGCUUGGCCAGCACCUUGAGUGUCUUCGGAGAUCAGAAGGUCGGAAUGAAGUGCUCAGUCCUGAGCAGCGCUUCCUUGGGCAGUUCAUUGUCCGUUCGCGCUUUGGCUCGAUGCGGAUCGCGUGCAAGCGUCCUAGACUUCCUGCAAAUUGGAAGCUCCAUGUCAGUUCGCCAGUUCACGCGCGUUGGAAGCGGCAUGUCCGUCCACGGCGCCUUCCAGGUUGGAUCUGCUUUGGCAGUUAGCGUAAUUGGCAUGACGACGAUGGGCAGCAGCAUGUCCCUCCGAUCCUACUGCCGAUGCGGUUCCGCGAUGUCGCUGCUUGACUUCGUCAACGCCGGCAGCUCCGUGUCACUCCGUGCACACAUGCGCUGCGGCUCCAGCAUCAGUGUUGUGGGCGAACACGCGCGCAUCUCGCCAAGGAUCAGCAUCCUGAACUCAGCAACGCUCGGCUCGUCCUUGAGCGUCCGUUCCCUGGCUCGCUUCGGCAGCGCAGCCAGCUUGCUUGACUACCUGCAGUGCGGUUCUUCCCUUUCGUUGCGCACCUACUUGCGUGUCGGAUCCGCCGUGAGUCUCUUCGAUGGCUUGCGCGGCGGCAAGCAGGCCAGCGUCCUGGACUACUUGAGCAUCGGAUCCAGCCUGAGUGUGCGUUCAAUGUCUCGAUUUGGAUCCUCGGCGUCCGUCUUCGACUACAUGAACUUGGGUUCCAGUCUCAGUCUGCGCAGCUUCACGCGGCUGGGCAGCCACCUGUCCGUCCACGGUGACGUGGAUAUGCACGGAACCAGUUCUGGUUUGAGCAUCUUCCCACGCGCACGCUUCGGAACGCAAUUCUCCGUGUUCGACUUUCUGCAGGUGGGCUCAGCCUUGUCUCUCCGAGGUCAAGCGCGUCUGGGCAGUUCCUUGUCCGUGCACGGCGCCAGCUUCUUAGGAUCGGUGCAUCGCAUGAGCAUCAUCGGCUUCUGCCACUUGGGAAGCAGCUUCUCUUUGCGCAGCUUCGCUAAGUUCGGCAACACCUUGUCUAUUCUGGAUAGCGUGACUCUGGGAAGCUCGAUGUCUUUGCGCAGCUUCACAAGGACUGGCAGCGCAGUCAGCGUGUUGAACUUCGCGCACUUCGGAUCCAGUGUCAGUGUGCGCAACUUCGUGCGCAUCGGCUCUUCCUGUUCGAUCCUGACCGACGCGCGCAUCGGCGGCGCCGUCUCGGCUCUGCAACAGGUGCAUUUAGGCAGCUCUUUGUCCGUCCGCGGUUUGGCACGUAUGGGUUCCCAGGCUUCGGUCUUGGACUUCGUGCAAGUCGGAAGCAGCCUGUCCGUACGCCAGUUUGCUCGCAUCGGCUCUGGCCUCAGUGUCCAUGGCAGAACUGCAGUUGGCUCCGUUUACCGAUUAAGUAUCAUCGAGCGCACAACCUUAGGGUCGUCGCUUUCUGUCCGAGGCACAGCCCGCUUCAACGAGCGUAUGUCGGUCUUCGACUUCAUGACACUUGGCAGCAAUCUGUCUCUACGCGCAGUAGCCAGGUUAGGAUCCGGACUUUCGGUCCUCCGUGAGAUCCGAAUUGGUGGUGACAUCUCAGUCCUCGGCCAAAUGCACAUUGGCUCUACGUUCUCUUUGCGAGGGUUCACGCGCAUGUCCUCUGCAAUUAGCAUCUUGGACUUUGCGACCAUCGCAUCCGGUGUCAGCAUCCGCAACUGGAUCAAGUGCGGCUCCGCUUUCAGCGCUUUUGGACACUCGCGUGUCGGUGGCGCAUUAAGCGUGCUGAACUUCUUCCAUAUGGGAAGUAGUUGUUCCGUGCGUUCCUUCGCUGCGUUUGGAUCCAGCUACUCUGCCUUCGACUUCCUCAAGUUGGGCAGCUCUCUGUCUGUCCGCUCAAGCGGCAUCUUAGGUGCUUGCAUGAGCGUGGUGGACUUUGCGCAGUUCGGCAGCUCCGUGUCGGUUCGCAGCUUCUUCCGAUGCGGCGGACGACCAAGCGUCUUAGAUGCAUUCAACCUCGGCAGUUCGCUGUCGAUCCGCGCCUACUGCCGCACAGGUUCUAGCAUGAGCGUUCGCGGCUUACUCAAUGUCGGAUCAGUCUUGAAGAUCAGCGUUGUGGACUACGCGCACUGCGGUAGCACCAUGUCCGUGCGCAGCUUCGCUAGAUUCGGCAAAACCAUGAGCGUGCUGGACUACCUGGAAAUGGGUUCGUCGCUCUCAACGCGCAACUUCGUGCGUCUUGGAUCCAGCGUCUCCCUAGCCGGCGUUGGCAUGCACAACGUUUGCUCCGGGAAACUGUCGGUCCUAGACCGCGUCUCCUUCGCCAGCACACUGUCGUUGCGAGGAAGCGCGAGAUUCGGCUCCGCAACCAGCGUGUUCAACUUCGUGCACAUGGGCAGCUCCUACAGCCUCAGGGCGUUUGCACGUUGCGGCAGCAGUCUAUCAGUUGCAGGUCGCGACUUCCGCGCUUCCGGACGCAUCAGCUUGUUGGAUGGCUCCAACUUGGGCUCUAGCUUGAGUGUUCGCUCUACUGCGCGAUUUGGAUCGCGUAUGAGCGUUUCCGAAUUUGUGAACAUGGCGUCAUCCUUGUCUAUCCGCAAUUUCGUGCGUUUAGGCAGUGGCUUGAGCAUCAUUGGACUCACCAAGUUUGGAUCUUUGCUGAACUGCAGCAUCAUCCAACAAGUCGACCUUGGCAGCAGCAUGUCGAUCCGCUCAACUGCUCGCUUCGGAAGCGCCAUGAGCAUCUUGGACUUCCUGAACAUGGGCAGUGGCUACUCUUUGCGCAACUACGCUCGAUUGGGCAGCGGACUCAGCAUUCAUGGCUUGGCCAGGGCUGGUUCGGUGUUCAGUCUGUCGUUGGUGGAUUGCGCAACUUUGGGAAGCAGCAUCUCGGUCCGCGGCUUGGCUCGCAUUGGCAGCAAGUGCUCGGUCCUGGACUUCAUGGAGCUGGGCAGCACUUGUUCCAUCCGUUCCUUCGUACGUGCGGGCAGCGCGUGCUCGCUCUUUGCGACGCUGAAGAUCGGCAAGCAAGCCAGUAUCUUGGACUGCGCACACCUGGGCAGCUCGUUCAGCGUGCGUAGCUUCACACGAUUCGGCUCCUCAUUGUCCGUUCUGGAGUACACCGGCAUCGGCAGUUCGGUGUCUUUGCGUUCCUUCGCACGCAUCGGGUCCUCCAUCUCCGUGUACGGCGACAACAUGCGUGCGCGCAGCCGCGCCUCGAUUCUCGGAUUCAUGCACCUGGGCAGCAGCUUGAGCGUGCGUUCCACAGUCAGAUUUGGAAGCGCCAUGAGCCAACUGGACUUCUCGCAAGUCGGAUCUAGCGUUUCUCUCAGACAGCUUGCUCGUUGCGGCUCUAGCGUAAGCUUGUUUGGACUGUUCGCAUGCGGUUCUGCUCUGCAGUUGAGCGUAAUCCAGCAACAGAGCUUGGGUUCCGCACUUAGUCUUCGUGCGUUUGCUAGAUUCGGCCAGAAGUUGAGCGUUCUCGACUUCGUCGGCCUCGGCUCUGCGCUUUCCGUUCGUAGCAACUUUCAAGGCGGCUCUCGCGGCAGCAUUCUGGACUUCAUGGAGCUCGGUUCCAGCAUUAGCAUCCGAUCUAUGGUCCGGUGCGGAUCCAGCAUUAGCGUGAUGGGAGCAUCCAAGGUCGGAUCUGUGCUCGGCGUAUCUGUGAUUGACUUCGUCAAGCUCGGAUCGAGCCUGUCCUUGCGGUCUACUGCCAGAUUCGGUGGCCACGUGUCUGUGUUCGACUUCAUGACCAUGGGCAGUGCUUUGUCGUUACGCCAAUUCGCACGACUGGGGUCGAGUCUGUCCGUCCACGGCGUCGCUUCAUUCGGUAGUGUCUGCAAAACCUCGAUCAUCGAGCAAGCGGCACUGGGCAGCUCCUUGAGCGUCCGUGCAUUCGCACGUUGCGGUGAUAUGGGAAGCAUCUUCGACUAUUUGUCGUUGGGCAGCAGCAUCUCCGUACGCAACUAUGCCCGCGUCGGAAGCAGCUUCUCUCUCGGCAGAGAGUGCAAGACCGGCAGCAUGGUUUCCAUGCUCUCGUUCGUCGAAUUGGGUAGCUCAUUGAGCAUCCGUAGCGUAACUCGCGUUGGUUCGUCAGCGAGCGUCCUGAACUUCGUGCACCUUGGAUCCACUUUGAGUUUGCGCUCUAUGGCAAAGUGCGGAAGCCGAUUGUCCACACUCGACUUCCUCACAUUGGGAAGCCAGAUCUCUGUCCGGGCGUUCACGCGUCUGGGCAGUGGUGCUUCGGUUCGCGGCACCGCUCGCGUCUCCGAAAGCUUCUCCGUGUUGAGCUUCACGCAACUGGGCUCUAGCUGCUCAGUGCGCAGUCACAUGCGCUUGGGCAAGAACUUGAGUGCACUCGACUUCGUGAGCUGCGGUAGCACAUUGAGUAUGCGCUCCUUGGUGCGGUUCGGAUCUGCGUUGUCUGUGUUGGAUUGCGCCACCGCAGGUAGCAGUAUGUCGCUGCGCGCCUUCUGCCGCGUUGGAUCCACGCUGUCGCUCACUCAGUUCUUGCGUGUUGGCCAGGAUCUCUCUGUUCUCGACAGCGCCACAAUGGGCAGCAGCCUCUCUGUGCGCACGUUCACGCGACUCGGACACGAACUGAGCGUCCUCGAUGCUCUUAGCUUCGGCAGCAGCAUGAGCUUACGAUCCACUAUUCGUGCAGGAUCCGCUGUUUCCUCCUUGAGCUUCAGCGCCAUCGGAUCGACACUCAGUAUCCGUAGCUUUACGCGUGUCGGCAGCUCCUUCUCCGUACUCGGCUUGACGAAGUGCGGGUCCGUACAGACUCUCUCCGUUAUCGGAAGCAUUCUGUUGAGCAGCAACUUGUCGGUCCGCAGCUUCCUGCGCCUCGGCAGCAACAUCAGCGUAAUCGACUAUGUCGAGAUGGGCUCAGCAGUCUCGAUCCGCUCUUACACACGUCUAGGGUCCGCCUUCUCGGUCAGCAGCAGUUGCGGAAAGUGCAGCACGCUUGGCGGUACUGGUGGAUUGAGCAUUCUGAGUCAGACGACGUUGGGCAGCUCUUUGAGCGUCCGAUCUCACGGUAGAUUCGGAUCUGCCGCAAGCGUUUUCGACUUCAUGAACCUCGGCAGCUCCUUGAGCUUGCGCGCCAUGGUACGCUGCGGCAGCAGCUGCAGCGUAACUGGUCGUGUCGCGCUCGGCAGCGUCUGCACUUUGUCCGUGAUGGGCUGUUCGAACCUGGGCUCCACGCUCAGCGUGCGUGGCUUCGCCAGAUGCAGUUCUCGCGCUAGCGUCAUGGACAUGCUGUCCUUGGGCAGUACACUCUCCCUUCGAAGCGUGUGCCGUAUCGGAUCCACGUUCUCAGUCUUCGCUAGAGGAAAAGCAGGCUCCGACAUGUCCGUGAUGUGCCACACGCACUUGGGCAGCUCCAUGUCGCUACGCCGCUUCGCUAUGCUAGGAAGCAAGAUGUCCGUGCUCGACUUCGUUGGCAUCGGCUCUUCUCUCUCCGUGCGUGCCUUCGUGCGUUGCGGCUCCGCCUUCAGCGUCAACCGCGUGUCUUCGGAAGCGGUCGCAUCGUUUGGCGUCAAGCUGUCCGUGUUGGACAUGAUGGCUCUUGGAAGUUCGUUAAGCGUCCGGGGCGCAGUGUCGAUGGGCUCUAGAGCCUCUAUUCUUGACAUGUUCAGCAUGGCCAGCUCGCUUUCGAUCCGCACCAUGUCGCGUCUAGGAAGCAGCCUGUCUGUCACAGGCGUGAUGAAUAUCGGAUCCGUCAAACGCUUGUCCGUCAUUGGCCUAGCCACUGCAGGCAGCACUCUGUCGAUCCGAUCGUUCUCCAGACUCGGUUCUAGUGUGAGUGUCCUGCAGUUCGCCCACAUGGGAUCGGGCUUGUCAGUGCGCAGUUUCGGUCGCUUCGGAAGCAGCAUGUCGAUGGUCGACUUUGCGAUCCUCGGGUCCUCCGUCAGCAUCCGUAGCUUCACGCGCUACGGUAGCGCGUGCUCCGUCUUGGAGUUCGUCACGAUGGGCAGCGGCUUGAGCAUGCGUUCGUUCGCACGGCUGGGCAGCACCUUGUCUGCCAUGAGCACGUCUCGAUGUGGCGAAGGACUUUCAGUGCUCGAUUGGGCGCUCUUUGGGUCUUCGCUGUCUGUGCGUACCUGCACAAGAUUCGGCAGUGCUAUGAGCGUGGUGGACUUCGCACACAUCUCCAGCUCAAUCAGCUUGAGGUCCUUCAUGCGUCUGGGUUCGGGCUUAUCCGUUUUCAGCCGCUUGAACGCGGGACAAGCGGUCAGUGUGCUGGGGCAAAGCCAUAUCGGCUCUAGCAUGAGCUUGCGGAGUGUCGCAAGACUAGGAAGUGGCGUGUCCGUUCUGGACAACGUCUCGUUCGGAUCUUCGCUCUCGAUCAGAGCAUGCGCAAGGUUCGGCAGCCGAACAUCUGUCUUGAACUUCUUCGGUUGUGGUAGCUCCCUCAGCAUGCGUUCAACUGCCAGGAUGGGAGCAAACAUGAGCAUUUUGGACUUCGUUCAUCUCUCCAGUAGUUUGAGCAUCCGUUCUCACGCUCGUCUCGGAUCUAGCAGUUCCGUCUUCGGCUUGGCUCGUGUCGGCAGCUGCUACGAAAUGUCCGUGAUCGGCAUGACGCACUUAGGCUCCAGCUUGUCCUUGCGCGCCUUCGGCCGCUUCGGCAGUGCUGUCAGUAUCUGCGAGUUCGUCACUCAGGGAAGCAGUUUGAGUCUACGGUCCUACGUGCGCAUCGGAUCCUCGGUGUCCGUCUGGAACAAGGCUAUGCGUGUUGGCGGUGCUCUGUCGCUUUUGAACAGCGCGUCGAUCGGCUCCAGCUGCAGCGUGCGUUCCUUCUCGAGACUCGGAUCCACGGUUUCGAUCUUGCGCACGGCGCGACUUGGAAGUGCCCUUUCUGCCUUGGCAGAAGUGCACAUUGGCAGUUCGCUGUCUGUGCGCAGCAUGGCUCGCGUCAGCGGAAACACCAGCAUUCUGGACCAUGUCUACUUCGGCAGCGCUCUCUCCAUCCGCAGCUUCAUGCGCGGUGGUUCUCGUUGUAGUGUGCUGGAUCAGUUGGCCGUCGGCAGCAGCUUGAGUCUGCGUGCCACAGUCAGGCUUGGAUCUUCGUUAUCGGUUACUGGCUUGACAGCAUUGGGCAGCUGCUUGCGAACGAGCGUGAUUGAGUUCACGAAUCUGGGAAGCUCUAUGAGCAUCCGCAGCUUCACGCGCAUCGGCGAGCGCGUAUCCUGCAUGGACGCGAUGCACCUUGGUUCAUCUUUGAGCCUGCGUGCUUUCGCACGUCUUGCAAGUGGAGCCUCUGUGCUCGGCCGCACUCGUCUGGGCAAGGACCUUUCGGUGAUGGACGCCACGUCGCUCGGCUCCAGCGUAUCUCUCAGAUCGCUGUGCCGCUUCGGAAGCGCUUUGUCCAUCCUCGACUUCGCUAUGUGCGGCAGCGCCGUGAGUGUACGCUCCUUCACCCGUCUGGGCUCCGCUCUCGUCGUUUCUGGACUCGCAAAUGUGGGUAGUUGCAUGAACUUGAGCGUAAUCGGCGCCAUGAACCUGGGCAGCUCGCUUUCGUGCCGCGCCUUUGCACGGUGUGGCUCCGCCAUGAGCGUCUUGAACUUCGUCAACGCCGGUAGCAGCAUGAGCAUCCGCAGCUUCUUGCGUCUCGGCAGCUCUGUUUCGGUACGUGGUCUGCAGCAUGUUGGUUCAGUCAGCCGUGUCUCGAUUAUUGACUUUUUGACCGCUGGCAGCUCGUUCUCCGUCCGUGGACUCGCAAGAAUUGGAGCUCAGAUUUCGAUUCUCGACUACGUUUCGAUCGGCUCCAGCGUCUCCAUGCGCGCCUUCAUGCGGUUGAGUUCGAACAUCUCGAUCCUCGACUAUCUGAAGUUGGGCUCGAGCGUGUCGGUGCGUGGCUUUGGUCGUUGCGGUUCUCGAUGCAGCGUCCUAGACACUUUCGCACUCGGUUCGUCGCUCUCCUUGCGCGACUUCGCUCGCAUUGGCAGUGGCUUCUCCAUCUCCUGCGCGAGCGCAGUCGACAACAAGAACGUGCUGCAGGGUGCCUUGUCGGUGCUCAACAGCGUUUCCGUGGGAAGCAGCUUGAGUGUCCGCUCGAAGGUGAAGAUGGGGGCGCAUAUGUCCGUCCUGGACUUUGCCACUACUGGUUCUGGACUCUCGAUCCGUAGCUACGUCCGCAUGGGCUCUGGCUGCAGCUUCAUGGGCCUGAUGCGAACGGGCAGCUGCUACCAACUUUCGGUAGUAGAGUGCGCCCACUUCGGCAGCAGCUUCAGUGUCCGCUCCAUGGUGCGUUCCGCGUGUCGACUCUCAGUUCUGGAUGCGGGUACGCUCGGCUCCGCCCUGAGCUUGCGGUCGUUCCUCCGCGCUGGAUCCAGCAUCUCGGUUCUCAAAGCGGUGCGUCUCGGAGAUCAGAUGUCCAUGGUCGGACGCGUCUUCUUGGGAAGCUCCAUGUCGGUGCGCAGCUUCGGGCGUGUCGGAAGUGCAGUGAGCAUCUUAGACGCAACCUCCUUGGGCAGCUCGAUCAGCGUUCGUGCAUGCAUGCGUGCCGGCUCGUGCGUCAGCAUGCUCGGCUUCGCAGCACUCGGAAGCUCGUUGUCGUUGCGCAGCUUCUUGCGACUCGGAUCGUGCUUGUCCGUGACGGGUACAAUCCAGUGCAGCAGUUGCCAUAGACUCUCCGUUGAGGGCCUGUGCCACAUUGCCAGCUCUCUGUCAGUGCGCAACUUCCUCCGCUUGGGUGACAAGAUCUCGGUCUUCGAUGCCACAGCUGUUGGAAGCACGCUCAGCCUCCGAUCGUUCGCACGCUGCGGCAGCUCCUUGUCGCUGCUGAAGACGGCCAGGUUGGGCCAGGACGUUUCCGUGAUCAACUUCUUGCAUCUCGGCAGCACGUUGUCGUUGCGCUCGACCUUGCGUGCUGGCAAGUGCUUGUCGACCUUGGAUAGUGCUCAUUUGGGCAGCUCGCUGAGUCUCCGCAGCUACCUACGAGUGGGAUCCGCUUUGUCAGCCUCCGGUCAGUUCGCGCGCAUCGCGGGCAAGACCAGCGUCAUGCAGGAAGUCGCACUCGGUUCCAGCCUGAGUUGCCGUGCCUACGCGCGCUGCGGCUCCAAGGCUUCGUUGCUCGACUUCUUCCAAUUGGGCAGCGCUCUGUCUAUCCGCAGUGUUGGCCGCUUCGGGUCCGCUGUUUCGGUCUGCAGUUUUAUCACAGUCGGAUCCAGUCUGUCGUGCCGCAGCUACGUGCGCUUUGGCAGCGCCAUGUCGACGUUGAACUUCGUUGACAUCGGCUCCUCCAUGAGCGUACGCGCGUUUGCGCGCUUGGGUUCCGCCAUGUCAGUGACAGGGCAGUUCAACUGCGGUUCGUGCUACCAAUUGAGCGUCAUCCAGUGGACACACUGCGGUUCUAGUCUCAGUCUCCGCUCCUGCGCUCGGUUCGGCAAGGCCUUGAGCGUGUUCGACGCCGCUCAUCUAGGAAGCUCCGUCAGUCUGCGUGCAUUCGCGCGCGUCGGCAGCUCUAUGUCGCUCUACGGAAAGGUCCGCUUGAUGGGUGCCGCAUCUGUUGUAUCGCAAAUGGAGGUCGGAUCAACGCUCUCCCUGCGAAGCGUCUCUCGUUUGGGUUCCAGACUCUCUGUCUUCGACUACCUGCAGCUCGGCAGCUCAGUUUCGAUGCGCAACUUCGUUCGCACAGGAAGUUCAUGCUCCGUCCUCGGCAGUGGGCGCUUCGGUGGCGCAUGCAGCGUGAUGGAUAUGUGCCAUCUGGGAAGCGCGAUUUCUGUGCGAUCCACCGUACGUCUGGGCUCUGCCGCUUCCGUGCUCAACUUCGUGAACGUCGGGUCCAACUUGUCGGUGCGCAGCUUCGCGCGACUCGGCUCCAACGCUAGCGUGAUCGGCCUGGCCGCCACUGGCAGUUGCUUGCAGCUCAGCGUACUGAACUUUGUGGCAUUUGGCAGCUCCAUCAGCGUCCGAUCUCUGGUCAGGAUGGCCUCCGCUUGCUCUGUCGUGGACUUCGUGAACGUGGGCUCCUCAGUCUCGUUGCGCCAGUACACGCGCAUCUCCAGCGGCCUCUCGAUCUUCGGCGUAACGUCGAAGAAGGCGACUUUGGCAACGGGCUUGAGCGUCCUCGCACACGUGGAACUCGCCUCCUCCCUGUCUGUGCGCUCGUGCUGCCGCUUCGGUAGCGCACUGAGCGUUCUGGACUUCACGGGCUGCGGCUCCUCCAUGAGCGUACGCCAGUUCGUACGUUGUGGCAGCAGCUUCUCAGUCCUUCGUGACGUCAACGCGGGUGCCAAGAUGUCUACGCUGGAUUGCUUGCAUUUGGGUUCCAGCCUGUCUAUGCGCAGCUUCGGUCGCUUCGGCUCAGCAUUGUCCGUACUAAGCUUCAGCACUCUGGGAAGCAGCGCUUCGUUGCGCACGUUCGCUCGUAUGGGAUCCGCAUGCAGUGUGCGUGGUAUCUUCAACGUUGGCAGCGUCUGCAAGAUGAGUGUUAUUGACUUCUUGCACUUGGCGAGCACAUUGUCUGUGCGCUCCUACGUACGCUGCGGUGCCGCCUUCAGCGUGCUGGAGGCGCAAACGAUUGGAUCCGCCCUGUCUUUGCGUAGCUUCGCACGUGUGGGCAGCGCGAUUUCCGCCACCGGUGCCGUCCGAUGCGGCAUGACCUUGUCGUUGUGCUCGCAGGCGACGAUCGGCAGCUCGAUGUCGCUCCGCAGUUCGGCUCGCUUCGGCUCCGCUCUCUCGGUGCUCAACUUCGCGAACUGUGGCAGCUCUCUGUCGCUCCGCAACUACGUGCGCAUUGGUAGCGCCUUGUCCGUAACCGGUCUUGGCUACGUCGGCUCUUUGCGCAUGUGCUCUGUGAUCAACAGCGUGCAACUCGGCAGCUCCUUGUCUCUGCGUUCAAGCGCCCGCAUGGGCAGCGCACUCAGUGUGCUGAACUACGCAAACCUGGGAUCCAACCUCUCGUUGCGAUCCUUCGUUCGCGCUGGCUCCGCACUCAGCGUUGCUGAGGCCGCACGCCUCGGUGGCUGCUUGUCGGUGAUCAACUUCGUGCAUCUUGGCAGCAGCAUCUCCGUCCGCAGUACAAUCCGUCUUGGCAGCUCCCUCUCAAUCCUGGAUGCAACACAUCUUGGUAGCAGCAUUUCACUGCGAUCGUUCAUUCGUGCGGGCAGCAGCUGCUCGGUCUUCGGCCGCCUCGGCGUCGGAAGCUGUGCUCGCUGUUCCGUCAUCAACUGGUUGCACUUGGGCAGCAGCAUGUCUCUGCGCUCCAUGGCGCGCUUCGGCUCCGCGAUGUCGGUCCUCGACUCCACGGCAAUUGCUAGUUCCAUGAGCAUCCGCAGCUUCGUGCGUCUCGGUUCGUCCUGCAGCAUGCUAGGCCGCUGCUUCGUGCACAGCUCGUGCUCGAUUCUCGCGGAACAGCAUAUUGGAAGCAGCUUGAGCCUACGCAGCUACACGCGAUGUGGUGAACACUCUUCGAUCCUGAGCUUCGCAUCCCUGGGAUCCGCUCUGUCGAUCCGAUCGUGUGUCCGCUUGGGAAGCGGCAUGUCGGUUAGUACCAAAUCGCAGGUCGGCCAGCAGCUCUCGAUUCUAGCGCAAGCGAGCCUCGGAUCCACCUUGUCGAUCCGCAGCACGGCGAAAGUCGGUGCCGCAAUGUCGAUGCUGGACUUCUCCUUGAUGGGAAGCACUCUGAGUGUCCGUUCGUACAUGCGCUGCGGCUCCAACCUCUCUGCGCUCGACUACGCGCAACUGGGCAGUGGCUUGAGCAUCCGAUCGGUCGCUCGCUUCGGCAGUGCCUUGUCUGUGCUUAGCUUCAGCAACGUCGGCUCCUCGAUGUCUCUGCGUUCCUUCGUGCGCAUGGGCAGCAGUCUUUCGGUCUCCGGUGCAACCCUUCUCGGCAGCAUGUGCCGCUUGUCGGUCAUCGCUUUGGUGAACCUUGGCAGCACGCUUUCCGUUCGCGCUUACACGCGUCUCGGCAGCAACCUGUCUGUUUUGGAGCAUGUUAGCGUUGGAUCGGGACUCUCAAUCCGGUCCUUCUCGCGCUUCAGCUCUGCUCUCUCAGUCCUGGACAGCAUCGCUUGCGGCAGCGCAAUGUCCGUGCGCGGAUUCGUCCGUCUCGGCAGCGCUUUGUCGGUGGCUGGUGGUAAAGUUGCUCUCGGUCUCAACGGUGAGAACCGUUGUUCCGUUGGCGCAGUCGCUCAGUUUGGACGCGAAUUGUCCAUCCUGGCAGCCACUAGCUUGUCCAGCACCUUGAGUCUGCGUUCCUUCACUCGCUUCGGCAGUGCAGUGAGCGUAAUGGGCUUCGCCACUUUGGGCAGCAGCCUGUCUUUGCGUUGCUUCGCGCGCUUCGGCAGCAGCAUUUCUGUCUUCGGCAAGAUGAGCCAGAAGGGACGCAUGUCUGUCGUCGACCAUAUGGCUUUGGGAAGCUCGUUAUCUCUCCGCAACUUCGCUCGUAUGGGCAGCUCCAUGUCGCUCAUGGAUUUCUUAGCCAGUGGCAGCAGUUUGUCGCUGCGAUCUGCGGCUCGCCUCGGCUCAGCGUUCUCGGUGCACAAGUCUGCUAACUUUGGUGCUAGGUGCUCCGUUUUGUCGCACUUCCACUUGGGCAGUUCGUGCAGCGUCCGAUCCGGCACUCGCAUGGGCAGCAACAUCAGCGCGUUGAACUUUGUGCAUGUCGGCAGCAGUUUGUCCGUCCGCAGCACCGCUCGGAUGGGCGGCUGCUUGUCGGCCCUCAACUACGUCGCUCUGGGAAGCUCUCUGAGUAUCCGUGGUUCAGUGCGAUUAGGAAGUGGACUGUCAGUGCAUGGCUUGUCGCGCAUGGGCAGCAUCUGCAACUGCAGUGUGAUCGACUUCGUCCACUUCGCGUCCUCCAUGUCUGUCCGUAGCUUUGUGCGCUUCGGCAGCGCGAUUUCGGUCUUAGACUUCACGACUCUCGGUAGUUCCAUGUCCUUGCGUGGUUCCGUUCGUCUCGGCUCCUCCCUCAGCGUGUACGCCAACGCUAAGUUCGGCGGCCAGAUGAGCGUCAUUCAGCAAGUGCACUUGGGAAGCUCGUUGUCCGUACGUGGACGCAUGGGACGCUUCAGCGCUCAGGUUUCCGUCUUGGACUACAUGAACAUGGGUUCAAGCUUGAGUAUCCGACAUUACGUGCGAUGCAGCAGUGCCAUGAGCUUAAUGGGCUUGGCUCGCGUCGGCUCCUGCUACGAGUUCUCCGUGAUCAACUACGUGUCGCUCGGCAGCUCGGUGUCUGUUCGGAGUGUCUCGCGAUUCGGUGCCGCAGCGUCGGUGUUGAACUUCGUCACUUUGUCAAGUUCAGUGUCUCUGCGCCAGUUCAUGCGCGCCUCGUCUGGCGUAAGCGUGUUGGGCACGCUCCGCGUUUCAGGAAGAGCUGGCAUGAGCGUCGUUUCGCAGGUGGCGCUCGGCAGCAGCUUGUCUAUGCGCAGCUUCGCUCGCAUGGGCAAGUCCCUGUCUGCUCUCGACGCCGUGUACCUUGGCUCCAACCUGUCGAUCCGCAGCGCGGUUCGUAUGGGCUCUAGCCUUUCCGUCUUCGGCUUCGGUGCCUUCGGAAGCUGCUUGCGGCUCAGUAUCGCACAGCAAGUGGACAUCGGCAGCAGCCUGUCGAUCCGGUCCUUCGUCAGGUUCGGCUCCGCUUUGUCCGUCUUGGAUGCCGCGUACCUUGGCAGCAGCUUGUCUCUGCGUCAAUUCUUACGUUCUGGCUCUGCAGCUUCCGUUGUCGGCGCCAUGCGCGUUGGUGGCGACCUGUCUGUUGUACAGUGCGCGAACAUGGGUUCGAACUUGAGCAUGCGCUCGCACGUCCGCUUGGGCGCUAGAACUUCCGUUUUGGACUUCCUGAACGUGGGCAGCUCGGUUUCGCUCCGUGCCUUCAUGCGAUGUGCAAGUUCCGCAUCCUUGAUGAAGAAUAUUCAGGUUGGAGGAAUGUGCAGUGUCUUAGACGCGGUGCAAUUGGGCAGCAGCUUCUCGGUGCGCAGCUGUGGUCGCUUUGGAUCCACGAUUUCGGUUCUCACGUACGCUUCUCUUGGUAGUUCCUUGUCGGUGCGCAAUUUCGCGCGCCUCAGCGACGGCUUCAGCGCUCUGAGUUACGCGCAGCUGGGCAGUAGCAUCAGCUUGCGGUCCACAGCGCGCUUCAGUGGUAGUUUGUCGACAUUGGAGUUCGUAACCAUUGGCUCUAGCCUGUCCUUGCGCAACUUUGCACGCAUUGGCUCCGGCUGCUCGGCGAUCGGCUUCGUGGCUUGCAGUUCCUGCUUCGCGAUCAGCGUCAUCAACACCGUGGAUAUCGCCUCGUCGCUGAGCGUCCGUUCGUUCGCGAAGAUGGGUGCCAGUUUGAGCGUGAUUGACUUCGUCCAGAUGGGUAGUUCUCUGUCCGUCCGUCGUCACAGCCGUCUAGGUAGCGGCCUCUCAGUGCUGAACUACGUUGCCUUCGGCAGCUCGCUGUCUGUGCGCUCGCACACGCGCUACGGCAGCCGCAUGAGCGUUCUUGACAUGCUGAACCUCGGUGCUUCGCUUUCCACGCGAUCCAACAUGCGUGGUGGUGCCGCAAUGUCCUUGGUGGACUGCGUUGGCUUGGGAAGCUCGCUCUCCGUGCGCAGCUGCGGCCGAUUUGGAAGCGCUCUCAGCAUGCUGAACUACGUGUCCUUCGGCAGCUCUUUGAGUCUCCGUAGCUACGUGCGUUUGGGGAGCUCCUGCAGCGUCAAGGGAUCCGUCCAGGCACAAAGCCGCGUCAGCAUCCUGAACUACGCCAGUCUCUCCAGCUCUCUGAGCACGCGCUGCACCGCACGCUUCGGCAGCGGCAUGAGCGUUUUGGGCCUGUGCAACUUGGGCAGUUCUUUGAGCUUGCGUUCGCAGACACGUCUAGGCAGCUCUCUAUCCGUCUUGUCCGGCGCUCGCGUUGGCGCUAAGUGCUCAGUGGUAGAGCAGACGCACUUGGGAAGCUCCUUGUCCGUGCGCGCCUCUUGCAGAUUCGGAUCGUGCGCUAGCGUCCUGAACUUCUUCCAGCUGGGAUCGAGUUUGUCCGUCAGGUCGCACCUGGGUGUUGGUUUCAACACUAGCAUCAUGGAUUUCGUGAACUGCGGAUCUGCGAUGAGCGUUCGCAGUUUCGCGAGGUUCGGAUCGCGUGCCUCGGUGCUCGACUACCUGAACGUCGGCAGCUCGCUCUCGCUUCGCAGCUUCGCGCGCGUGGGAUCUACCUUGUCCGUUGCUGGAAUGGCCGCUCUCGGUAGCUGCAACAAGUUCUCCGUCAUCGGAUGCACAAGUUGCGGAUCCUCACUCAGUGUUCGUGGUAUGGCUCGCCUCGGAAGCCGCGCUAGCGUCUUCGAAUUCCUGGCUUUGGGAUCGUCUUGUUCCGUCCGCUCCGCAUCGAGGUUUGGUUCCAAGAUGUCUGUGCUAGACACGCUGAACCUUGGAAGCGCUUUGUCGUGCCGCAGCGUCAUUCGGUCUGGCGCCUCGUUGAGCGUGCUCAGCUGGGUGCACACUGGUAGCUGCGUAAGCGUGCGUUCCUUCGCUCGUCUAGGCUCUCACGGAAGCGUCCUUGACUACGUGAACAUCGGCAGCAGCUUGUCUGUACGCAGCUUCUCGCGUCUCGGCUCAGCCUGCAGCUUGCUUGACUUCACGCAGCUCAGCAGUGGACUGUCGGUUCGCAACUUCGCUAGGCUUGGCUCGACUUGCAGCGUCAUCGGCCUCUGCGCUUUGGGCAGUGUGAGUAGUUUGAGUGUAAUCAACUGCUCGUCUCUGGGCGCGAGCUUGUCCGUCCGCUCCAUCGCACGUAUGGGCAGCAACAUGUCCGCCCUCAACUUCGUAUGCUGCGGCUCCAUGGUUUCCGUCCGCUCAACAGCGCGCUUCGGCAGCUCCUUAUCCGCUCUCCGACAUGUACGUGUAGCAGAACAAGUCUCCAUCCUGCAGCAGUGCCACUUGGGUAGCUCAUUGUCCGUCCGACGUGUUGUGCGUGUGGGAGACGCGGUUUCGGUGCUCAGCUUCGCAACGUUGUCCAGCAGCCUGUCCAUCCGCAGUUGCUCACGCAUUGGCAGCUCUUUGUCACUCGCGGGUAAGACUGUGAUGCAUGGCGCCCUCUCGAUCCUCGACAGCGUACAGCUAGGAAGUUCCGUCUCGAUGCGUUCCGUCGCUCGCUUCGGCUCCAUGGUCUCCGUACUCAACUGCGCCCAUAUCGGCAGCUCGCUCUCCGUGCGCAGCUUCGCACGUGUCGGUAGCUGUCUGUCCGCGUUCGACUUCGUAAACGUUGGCGGCGCUCUCUCAUUGCGUGGUGUUGGACGAUGCGCUAGCUCCCUCUCAGUCAUGGAUGCCAUCUUCAUGAGCAGCUGUGUCUCCAUGCGAAGCUUCCUAAGAAUCGGCUCCGGUUGCAGCUUGCUCGGACUCUCUAGAGUGUCGUCAGUGCACGCACUGUCCGUAAUCAACUUCUCGAACGUUGGCUCUAGCGUGUCUCUGAGAUCAUUCCAGCGUCUCGGAUCUCGAGUUUCCACUUUAGACAUGUGCGCAUUGGGCAGUUCCUUAUCCGUCCGCUCACACGCCAGACUCGGCGCGUCGCUGACAGUCCUUGAAGCAGCUAGUCUCGGAUCAACGUUGUCAGUCCGCUCUAUGGCUAGACUGGGUUCCAGACUGAGUAUCGUGGACUUCUUGCUCAUGGGCAGCUCGCUGUCUAUCCGCAACAGCCAGCGCAUCGGAUCUAGGUGCAGUGUACUGGAUUGCCUGCAGAUCGGAGCUGGGCUCUCAUUGCGCAGUCACGCUCAAUUUGGCGCCAACCUGUCGAUCAUUGACCUAGUCGAUAUCGGAUCAGCACUUUCGUUGCGCAGCUACGUCAGAGCAGGUACUGAAGAAUUGCUUCUUUCAGACUAUGAUGUUGAUGUCUAAGGAACGAGAGUAGAGUACAGUAGGAUAAGCAAACUUCUUACUAAUGCAUUAUUUCUACUUGAUUUGAUUUACAAUCAAAUCAUCAUCGAUUCAUUCCCCUCACCGUUACUGCAUCAACCUAACGAACAUUCGACCAGGUUCGUCCAUCUCCGUGAUCGGCCGAGCCGCAGUCGGUAGCGUGUGCAGAUUGAGCGUUAUCAACUUCGUGCAUAUGGCAUCGAGUUGCAGUGUGAGGAGCUUCUCUAGAUUUGGUACAACUUUUUUUGAGUAGUGAAUGACUUCGUUUUUAGACUGUUUUUUCACGAAGAGUCAAUUGGGUAUCUACAAGUAACGUGUCUCCUCUGCAAUCAUUUCAGAAACACGCCACAAACAACAGGUGCUCAGUUGUCCGUGUUGGAUGCAUACUGCCACGGAUCUUCCGUGAGUAUCCGUACUUUUGCCAGACUAGGAUCAAGCUUGAGUUGCGAAGGAAGGUCGCAUACGGGUAGUCUAUCAGCAACUGGAAGAAGCUAUGCAGGAGAUACGCUUUCGGUACUUGAGUUUAUAGCAACAGGAGUUUUGGAUGGAUGAGGUUUGGAUCGUUAAGGAGCAUGGAAAAAAGUCUAAGUCAUAAACAGUAGCUAUCUACAACGUGGUACGUGUACCUGCCAACCAUGGAACUGAAGAGUUGCUUUAAAUAAAUAUAUAUCCAAAAUGAAAAAUUAUACCAUCCACCUCGCACAAUAACAGGUCUUCAGCUUCUCAAGAUUCGGAGGAAAGGCUUCAGUGCUAAAUUGCAUGGCACUGGGAUCAUCCUUGAGUCUCCGUAGCUUCCUGCGACUAGGCUCUGCGAUGUCCGUGCACGCGACAGGUAGGGAAGAUUCGAUUAUAAGAUUUGAAAUUCUACUAGAUGAUAGAUGACGGAUUCCAAAUGAUACAGACCAUGUACUAUACUUUGAACAACAUUUCAUCUUCGUCAUCGUCCACACAAAUUCACAGGUUGCUUGGCAAAGGCGCGCGUCCAGCGCGCGUUGUCAGUGCAUAACCGACUCAACGUCGGAAGCAGUUUGUCAGUGCGCUCUCACGCAAGAUUGGGAAGCCGGGCUUCGGUAUUGAUGAUUUUGAUUUGCCUCGUAGAAACAUACCAAACAGACACAUCGUGCUUAGAAUGCUCUUCCCCAUCACGAAUAAAAUUUACCUCUCAUCAAACAAACGUUUACUUGGAACCCCUCUAGGUCCUGGACUUCCUGCAUAUUGGUGGAGCUUUGUCAGUCCGAUCCACCUCCCAAAUGGGUAGCAAUUUGUCUGUUUUGGACAUGGUCCAAGUCAGCAGUUCUUUGUCCAUGCGUUCUUACGCACGCUUCGGAAGUUCGCUUUCAGUACUGAACUUCGCGAACCUUGGCAGUGGCUUGUCUCUCCGCAGCUUCGUCCGCUGUGGAAGCACCUGCUCUGUGCAUGGCUUAACCGCAGUCGGAUCCCUCUCCAGCAUGAGCGUGAUUAACUUCGUGUCUGUCGGCAGCACACUGAGCUUACGUAGUUCGUCCAAGAUUGGCAUGAAGAUGAGCGUAUUGAGCUACGUGCAGUUGGGUAGCUCUUGUUCGCUGCGAUCGAUCUGCAAGGUAGCAGCAAAAACCAGCCUCUUCGACAUGAUGGCGAUUGGAAGCUCUCUGUCGGUCCGAAGCUGUGGCUGCGUCGGCAAACGCAUGUCGGCACUGGACUUCCUGAAUAUGGGUACCUAAAACUGAAGAUUUUUUUGAUUAACAAAUGCAUUAGUGGAGAAAGCUCGUCGAUCGCGAAGACAUAUUUUUGCUUCAAAAAUGUUUCGUUGAGAACUACUUCAUCCUUGUAAAUCCGACUUCUUUAUCCAGGUUCUUCCAUCUCUGUGCGAAACCACGGACGCUUCGGAAGCAAGGCUUCUGUCCUUGACUUGCUGGCUAUCGGUGGCACUAUGAGCUGCAGAUCGACAGGUAUAGACAUUUACAGAUUUAUGCCUUGCACGAGCUUUUAUGAUUUGUUGUCUCGAUAGGUGAAAACUAGUUGAGAUGGUUUAGAAAUCUUUCCUGAUAAGAUGAUCACUGUAUCCUAGCGCAACAUGAUGUAUGUAAUUAUUUGCAACAUCACAAUCUUACUACAUCAUCCAAAAACAUCUAAAAACCCCUUUUCCACAUCAACAGGUCAAAUGGGCUCUCGCGCCUCUGUCUUGAACUUCGCUAUUAUGGGAAGCAGUGUGUCUUUGCGCGCCUUUGCUAGAUGCGGCAGCUCAUUGUCUGCAUUUGGAUCGACGUCGUUGGCCGGGGUAUAAUGUUGAUAGAGAAAUGAAGUAGAGAAAUGCAGAAAAAUGAAAGUUUCUCUAUCAGAGUGAUUUUCAUUUUCUCUUCUUCGAAUCACCUCAAGGUUGGCAUCAAUGAUGAGUCACUUUUUAGAAUCACCAUGAUGAGUUACUUUUUAGAAUCAUUAUGAUGAGGCACUUCUUGAACAUGAAAUGCCAAGCCCAAAACUACCCAACCGCCUAAACUCAAAACUGCACAGGCCGUCUCCGCCAAACGUCUAUCCGUAAUGGAGACUGUGAACCUUGGUUCAUCGCUAUCUAUUCGGGGAACGACAAGAAUGGGAUCGCGAGCUAGUGUCUUGAACUUCGUGCACAUGGGAAGUUCUAUGUCUCUCCGUGGCUUCGUAAGGGCAGGCAGCAGCGUUAGCGUCAUGGGAAUGGUAAACGUUUAUUUGUUUUUGAAAGACGAUGAUGUGCUCCUGGCGUAGUAUGAUAAUUUGAUACCACGUGAAGAUUCAUCAACCAAUCAAUCUCCCGCCUAAAUAUUGAUCCAAAAAACCCUUUCCCACCCCCAAAACAGGGCCGCUUCGGUGGUGAUCUUUCGUUGAUGCAAUGCUGCAAGUUGGGCAGCAGCGUCUCUCUCCGAUCGACGGCGCGAUUCGGAAAGUGUAUUAGCGUAAUCGACUUCGUCAUGAUUGGAUCCUCGCUGUCUUGUCGACAAUUCACUCGUAUGGGCUCCAGCCUAUCCGUUGCCGGCACAUGCACAGCGGUGCCAGGUGGACAACUGUCAGUGCUGAACCAAGCUUCUAUGGGCUCCAGUCUAUCGAUCAGAAGCUUUGCGAAGUACUUGACUAUACUUUCUUUCAAUCUAGUUAUGAACGAAUAAUUUAAAUACUCUCGUUAGUCAUCCUACGACAUUAAUCAACCUCAACACCGUAAAAACAAGUUAUUGUACGCUUUUCCUCUUCAUCACAUAAGUCACUCACCCGUUCCCUUUCCACAUAAGUCACUCACCUUUUUCUUACAACUCCAGGUUCGGCGGAUCGCUGAGUACAUUGAACUUCGUGCUGAUGAGCUCGUCGCUCUCAACGCGUAGCUUUGCACGCUUCGGAUCUAGGGCUUCGGUAUUUUUUAUGAUUUCUAUGAAUACCUCUUGUUAGGCACGUACAUUCAUUCAUUCAUUCACUCAUAAAAAGACAAUUUGCAUUUUCAUUUCAAUCAUUGGGAGCGUCGAAAUACCUGCACUGGUAGUUUCCGUACGACGCUGACCAACAUCUCAAACAUACAUCCCUAAACACAGGUCCUUGACUUCAUGGCCAUGGGAAGCUCCAUGAGCGUCCGCAGUGUAGUGCGUAUCGGAAGCACAGCCUCUAUCUUCGGCCGCGCCCGAUUUGGAUCGAAUCUCAGCGUUUUGUCAUUCAGUACUGAACUUAUUGUUAUUUUUUCUUCUUUUGGUGUUGGUAGUAACAGAUAAGUCUAAGUUCCUUAUUCGGCAGUGGUUUCCAAUUUGAUGUGUGAAUACCAGCAUUAGAAACUUCCCUGUUGCACAUUCAAAGCCAUUUCCACAACCUCCGGCUAAAAACCACUCACAGCUGAAUUCGGUGACUCUGUAUCGAUGCGGGCAUAUGCUAAGUUCGGAAGCGCACUCAGUUGCUUGUGCCAUACCACGAUCGGCUCCUCCUUCUCUAUGCGUAGCUUCGCACGCCUGGGAAGCAGUACCUACUUAUCAACUUUUUGCUUAUUUGGCAUCUGCAUCAGGUAGGCAGUCAAUUAAUAUGCUCUAAAAGUUCUUGUCUUUCUUUUUUUAAUACAUACUUACUAAAUGAUCUUUCGAAUCACCUCCAAAAGCAAACAAUCAUGCCUAACAACAUUCAUCACUUGCAUCUCUUCGCUUCAGGUAUCUCGGUCGCUGGCGCAACAACGCUCGGACAGUACACUUACAUUGGACAUAACGGGAAUUACAUCAAGUAUGUUGGUGGCACGGAUAGUGGUGUAAGCACAGCCUACGCCUUCUGGGCUCAGACCACCAGCACGCCAGGCUCCUACUCGCCUUCGCGACGCAUUACAUUCACGUACUUUCUUAUACGCUUUUUUUACUGCCAUUGGUUGAGUAUGGUUGUCUGGAAAUGGAAACGUAAGAUUUUCAGAUUUAACAAAACAAGCAUGUUGAUACAAGUGUAAGUAGAUACAACUGAGUAUUAAGUUUUUUAUUACGCUCGCAACCAAGAUUAGGAUUCAUUCACAACGACCUCCUCGUGAAUCAUAAAUCCGGAAAAAACAGCGCGGACACAUCUGGUUCGCCGAAUAACGUGUUGCACGGCAACUGGCAGUCCGACAACGCUAUCUCGACAAGUUCCGACCGCAGACUGAAGAAGAACAUCCGCCCUCUGUAUGAGCAGAUCAUCGACCAAUCCCGCGGUUUGGCCAACUGGGAGAAGGCUAGUGCGGAAGCUAGAAAUAGCACCACUGUACUAACCUUGUCUGGACGAGGUACAACAACAACAUCUUCCGGUCAACAGCAUCUUCAGCAAAAGGAGGCUCUGAGGCGUAUCUUCCGCACGUUGAAUCCGGUGAGCUACCAGAUGCGCAAUGCUGGCGAGAGCAAGCAAUUGCACUUCGGUUUCAUCGCGCAAGAAUUGGAGGAACUGUAUCCGAACCUAGUAGCCACAACGCCCAGCACGGGCUUGAAAGCGGUCUACUACCAGGACAUGAUCGCGCUGCUGACGCUCACAGUGCAGCAGGAGAUGGAGCGCCUAGAUGUGGUCGCGAUGCGCGUCGACAAGGUCAGCGAAGUGGCUUCCGAGCACGAGGAUAUGCUGAUCGAUAGCGAAGAGAAGAUCACCCGCUUGGAGAAGGAGCUGGGCAGUCUGAAGAAGAGCCACACCGAUCGAAUGGUGAGAUGGCAGGCUGAGGGGUUGCUAGAUGUGGAUGCUCCUCAUGGUGAAGCGGUGACAACUUCUGUCACCACCAAUACGACAGAACAGCAAGAAGUAAACUUGUUGAGGAAAGCUAGCGCUGGAUCCACAACGACGUCUAAAGCCGUCGGUGAAGCUGAAGCAACAUCAGCCACACGACCAGAAGAAGUAAUCGAAGAUGGUAGUACACUAUACGUGUAA